GGAACCAUAACAAGCUUAAGAGCUGGAUUCCGAGCGUGCAAGUGCAUCAGAGGCUUUCAUCGCGUGAGUCGCUUUGGUCAUUGUGAAAGCUGUCCAUCACAAGGACUGGAAUGUGUCAAUGAAUCAGUUUCCCUGAAGAAGGGCUAUUAUUGGCAGUGGGACUCAGAAGUUAAGAGACUUGCUUAUGAAGCCUUCGCCAAAAAUUUAGAAAUAGAGGAUGAAACCUACUUGAUGAAUACAUCUUUAUACAAUGGAACUCUUCCAAAGCCUUACCAGUGCCCGCGGGUAAAGUCAUGCGAGGGGGGACUAGAAUCUAAAUGCGCUACUGGUUACUCAGGCCCCCUGUGCGAGGUUUGCCAAAACGGAUAUUACAAACGGGUUCUUGCUUGCAAAGCUUGCCCUUCCGGUACCUGGGUCAUUGUGCAGCUUUGUCUAUGUGGUGCUGCCGUUCUCGUUCUCAUUAUAAUUUUGAUAUGGAGCGGAAGGAGAAAGAAAACAAGUGAAAAACGCCCGAUGAUUGACAUCCUGCUGGCCAGACUGAAAAUUGUGAUUGGCUUCUAUCAGGUAACAUCCGGGAUAGUUGAAGCAUUCGUCUACGUCAAGUGGCCGUCAUCCUUGUCUAUGAUUGGUGACUACGCCGAAGUGAUCCAACUAAAUAUCCUGCAAUUUGUUCCUCUUCACUGCCUCUUUCCGUCUUGGAAACAAGACGCGUUUAGCAAAAUGUACUUUUUGCUGGGUAGUAAUGCUGGCGUAGCUACACUCGCGUUUGUAGGCUACUGGAUUAGAAAACUUUUCCUUUUAGGUAAAUUCAACUCGAAUUCCUCUAAAAUGAGGGCAAAGUUAUCUACAACAAGGGAGUUUCUAUAUCGUAACGUGUUUUUGUUUCUGUUCAUAACAUACCCAAGCACUUGUUCAGCGAUUUUGAGGACCUUUCCCCUAGCAUGUCACAAGCUCUGUACGGAGAGUUCCUGCACGCUUUAUCUCAAGGCAGAUUACAGCGUCAAGUGUGAAGGUGAAAAAUAUCAUUUCUUCAAGCUCUUUGCUUUUGGAGCUUCGUCAUACGUCGUUGUUCUUCCAGGGCUGGUAUUGAUAGCGUUAUGGAGGCAAAGAAGAAAACAGGUUUUGCGCGAUGAAUCUGGCGAAGAGGAGGCAGUGGGGAUUAACAGAAUAGGAUCUGAGUUUGAUGACAUUGCGUACUGUGCUUCUGAAAUCGCAGAAGAAAAUGAUGAGAUCAACGGGGAUGAAGAUGCAGAAGAGGGUAAGGAUACUUGCGCCUUUACAUCUUUUUCCAGAAGAAUAAUUUACUAUAAACAAUUCCUUUGUCAAGAAAAAAAAAAGCUAAAUCGCAAAAAGUAUCCUUCUGAUUUGGGAAAAUUACAGUUAUCUCCACCCCGUCUCCACUUAAAUCUCUUCUUGCCGAGGUCAAGGAACUCCCCACAAAGCGUUAGAUUAGGCCCUAAAAAUACUCUUUGGUAUUGAAUUCCCUCGGGCAUCGAGACAGAGUUUUUACAAGCGAGAUUAUAGCUAUCUGCCUACAGUCGUGGAACUCUUCUUAAUUUUUACUGUAUUUGUUUGCCAGGUUUUACGUUUCGUUUUUCUUUGCAGCGGUUAUCCAUCCAAUCGAGAGAGAUUAUGAGAGCUGCUACAUCACCCUUGUAUUUCUUUGCUUUCCACAGAAAGGCCUAAUGAAGAAUCAGAACUCAUUUCUGGAAUGAGCUUCCUGUACGAGAACUACAAAGAUGACGCUUGGUACUGGGAGCUAGUGGAAGUCGUAAGAAAGCUCAUACUGACUUGUGGGAUUAUUCUGAUUGGCCGCGAGAGUAGAGCGUACGUGGGACUGGCCUCUAUCUGUUCUGGAUUGUUCGCAAUUUUUUACGCUUUUCGAAAACCAAUCAGAGAUGAGUUUGAAGAUAAAUUGCAGCUUACGUCACUUCUUGUGAUUUUUCUUAAUCUCGGUAUUGGAGUGAUAUUAAAAAUCCCCAAAGAAUCAGUGCCGUCAGAUGUAGAUCAAUAUGUGGACUCACUGCUGGUUAAUAUACUUGUAGUGGGAGCCAAUGUCUUGGUGAUUGUUCUUGUUGUAGGUAUGUUAAUAAAGACAUUACUUACAUCGUUCAUUAGUACUACUAAAGCACACAUGUCUGAGUGGUCUGCCAAAAUGUUCUUGUUUAUCAACAGUUCAUAGGUUUCAGCAUCUUCAUUUAUUCAUUCAUUAGAGCGUUCGUUUAUUCAUUCAUUUAUUCUUUCAUUCAUUUUUCCCUAUAUUGAUUCACCUUCAGUCCUUAGUAAAACUCUACAACGAGCAUCAUCCAUGGCUUUUAACACAGAAGAGCUUCUACAACUAAUGUUGGGACCCAAGGUCAAAAUCUGGCCGAAAAGUGAACGAACUCAUGAUCGACUGUUUACAUUCUGUUUACAAGGUGUUUCUUUCUAUGAAAGAAUAUUGAUUCAUGAACUCCAAGUUACAAUUUGAACGGCAUUUACAGUUUACAGCUGUAAUCUUACUUCGGCAAAGUCAUGGAUUUGUUGUUUUGAUUAUUUCCUUACCACGCAAGACCAAUUAAACAAGCUAAUAUCAACAACCGAACCGGUCGUUUACUCACUGUGUUCCUUCAAAUAUUUCAUCAAUGCAUCAUCGAUGCAUUCAUCAAUGCACUAUCAAUGCAUUCAUCACUGCAUCAUCAACGAAUUCAUCAAUGCAUUCAUCAAUGCAUCAUCAAUGCAUCGUGCAACGUACCAUCAACGCAUAAUCAAUGUAACAUCAAUGCAUUCAUUACAGCAUUUAUCAAUGCAUCCUCAAUGCGCCAUCAAUGCCUCAUCAAUGUAUUUAUUGCAUCAAAUGCAUCAAUUUCUUCCAUUCAGUUCUUCCUUUCAUCAUCAGUGCGUCUCCAGUACAUUUAUCAAUGCAUCAUCAAUGUAUUAAUCAAUGCAUUCAUAAUGCAUCAUCCGCUGAAUGCAAUCCAUCAAUGCAUCGUCAAUGCAUUUUCAAUGCUUCAAUAAUGCAUCAUCGAUGCUUCAUUAAGGUGGCUGAACACAGUUUUGCGGGCGGUCAGCGGUAACUAGCGUGAAGGCGCGUGUUUUAAAUUAGACAAACAAACAUGGCGGCGAAAAAGCAAUGGUACACAGAAGAAGAUUUCUCAAAAUCUACUCAUUAAAAUUUUGUGAUAUUUGGCAAAGUUUUUACUUUUAUUGUAUUUUAAAUAAUGAGAACUUUAAAAUGGAAGUUGAACAGACGAAUUUUGUAACACAUUUAAUAAUUACAGUACCAUUAUAUUAUUGAUUAUCUAAAAUCCCGUCUGUUAAAAUUUGGUCAAAUAAGUCUCAAACGGUAAUGAUUAAUUAUAGUAAGCUGUGUGCAAGUUUAUAGGAAAAUCUAAUGAGCGAAUUUUAUGUAAACUGAGCAAAAGUGGAAUUAUAAGGCUGUAUUCAAUCGUUUAUGUUGCCAUGGAAACUACGAAAACGUCAAAUUUUACCUGUCAAUCAAAACUUUUUAUCAGUGUAUUUUUCACUUGCCAAGUUUCAACUUGUGAGCUGCAACCUUUCGCUUGCCAUGAUUUGGCAAAGGACACAUACUCAUGAAUUGCCAAAACUGUGUUCAGACACCUUAAUGCAUUAUCAAUGCAUUUAUCAAUAUACCAUCAAUGCAUCAUUGCAUCAACUGCAUCAAUUUCGUUCAUUCAGUUGUUUCUUUCAUUUAUUCAAUUCAUUUAAAUUAGUUCAUUUGCAUUGCUGUUCGGUCAUUCGCUCCUUUGUUUCUGUCACUCCCCGGCCUUCCGCCUUUCUUCUUUCCUUUUUAAAUUCACUUUACCCGUUCAAUUCAUUUUUCAGGCCUUCAUUCCGGUUCGUUCUCCGUUCGUUCCUGUAUUCCGUCAUCUACUAAUAUAUCAUUUCUGUGCCUCGCUAAUUCUUGAUUUAAUACCUUAUCCACUAGGUCGCUACCUUGCUGUGUUAAUUCACAAUUUUAUGCUUUGGAGAAAAAAUCCACAAUGCUCUGCAACUUGCUGUAUCACCAUGCUUCUGUCUUUGAACGAACUAACCAGCGGCGUGAAUUCAGUAGCAAGCAUGCGCAAGACAAACUUCCGGACCAACCUGGGAAUGGGAGGAGUAGAUAUGCCUUCGAUGCGAUCAGCUGUAAAUGAUAAUGUCGGCUUUGAAAUUGAAGGAAAGGAAGAGGACAUAAAGGGGAAAAAAGACAAAGUAACGGAUACAAGAGGAGUUAGAUUUACCGACGUAAAAGGACCAACCGAUGAAAUGUUGUCAAACAACAUAAUAAGACGUGGUAUUCCUGAAGGACGCCGUUUCAGCAGUCGAUUUCCAGAAAGACAAAUCAGGGCAUCGAAUUCUUAGACAAUGCUCUGACGCCUUCAUUUUUUACAGUAAUCAAAUUAACUGACUCUGAGUCUGUUCCUACUUUAAAGCUACGUUUGAAAACUUUUCUUUUUAGAUAUAAUUUUUGUAAAUAGUUCAUUUAGGUUGUAAGCGCAUUGAGAUUUCUUUAUCAUAAAAACCUUUUUAUUGUUAUUAUCAUUAUCACAUAGCAGUUUCCCCAAAUAAGGGAGUGUCCCCCGGGACAUGACCUUGAGAAAUGACGCAAUGAUAAUCAGCUCAUCUAAAGAAAUCAACGUUUUGUAAAUCAUCUAAUCAGUCAGAAGGAAAAGGCGUUGAUCGUUUAUCAAAUUCUCUUGACUUAUUCUUUAAGAAAAUGUAUGGAGAUUAAUCUGAAGAAUUUGUUUUUUGGAUAUUGGUGUUUCAGUGAAUAAAAUCUAAGAUGAACGCCUCGAGGGCUUACUCCCUAUAAUGGCCUAUACGGGAUGGCUAAUACAAUCCUCGGCGACAGGUGUACCUUUUUCAAGCUUCACCUAUAUGAAUGAGUAGGGAAUUCACUGGUUCAUGUAUAUAUAUGGUGGGGGAAAUCCGUCAUUUCGUUCUGUAAAAGGACAUAAAAGCCAGCUAACAGACGCAUCUUGGGCCGUAAAAAGGACAGGAAAUCAUACUUGUUUUGUGAUUUAUUCAUAUUUUUAAGAAAGACGUUGCAUUUACAGUAGUUAAAAGGGCUGCAAGUUCUAAACUAACUAUGUGAAAGAGACUGACAUUUGUCGAUAUAAUGUAUAUGAUAGGGGUAUUUUUCUGUCAAAAAUGGUAUAUAAAAGAGGACGGGGUCGGACCUUAGGGCGGAGCCUCCCUGUUAUGCUCCCGUCCCUGUAUAUAACUUCGUUGAGGCCUGACCCCUUCUCCGGCGAUGAACGCCAUCUCACCUGUCGCUGUACUUAAUUUAAGUUUUCAAGCCGUAAAACGAUGAGCGCCAGGAGUCCCUAUGGGCUCCUGUGAGAGCUUUAUUUGUUAUUUUACUUGUUUUUCGGUGCCUGAGGCAGAAGGUUAAAAUAAACUUGAGCUAGGUUCAUGAAAUGGUAGCUUAUAAAAACAAUUUAUCAUCUACCGAGAGAAUAGACCCUUCCAUGGAUUUUAAACUUUUGACAUGGACCAGUCAGGAAAAAUCCGUCGACACCACUGGAAGAGCGCCUUAAGUUAGUAACAUCGCCAAGUUUGGAGGUGAUACGUCUUAAGCGAGGGAAGAUAUAGUUCCGCAGUCCUCCGCAAAGUUGGGAAAACGGAUUUACUGACGUUGACGUCUGUAAAAUUUCUCGACUUUAUGGAGCUUUCAUCUUCGUUAGUUUUCAACAAAUCAGUUUCAAACUUGGCAAUUUCACUAAUUUAAUGGCGGUAUUUCCAGCGGAGUUGAUGGAUUUUCCCUUACUUGCCCAUUGGAAAAAAAAACAGUGGAAAGGUCUUGCUGGUCUAGAAAAUAUUUUGUUCUUAUCGUGUGGCAAGAAUUUUUUGCGGGAGUUUGUUUUUGGGCAUUGGUGAUUUUGUGUUUUGCGGAAACUAAUUUUUUUCGACUAGGACAGAUUGGUUCUUCUUGAUGGGAAUUAAUUUUUCCGAUUUUCAGCAAGUCCUGGACAAAUCAUUGAUAAUUUAUAGAGAGAUUUAGUGUUAAACGUGAAAUUGUACCACGAGACCAAGUUUUCCCCUUAAUAAUUGUUUACUUUUCAUUACUUCUGCUCAAAAAUGACUGGUAUCACGCCAAUUUUAACCAUGAUAAGAAUUCAUCGGGACAUCUUUUAUCUGCGUAUUUCCUAUUUUAAGACACUCUCAACGUGAAUCUGACGUUUGCCGUUUGCCGUAAACAGGGGCACCCAACGGAAAAUUUUGAAAAAAAGACCUAAAAACAACAAAAAAGCAUGAAUAAAGAUGUCUGAAGCUAUUUUAAACAUUUUGGGAGAUUGCUGGGAAAAAUUCAUCUGUUCCUCACUCCCAGCAAGACUGAUGAAAAGGUUCCCAGCCAGCAAGGUGCACAUUCAACCUUCAACCUGACUUACUGGGAAGUUUCCCAGCAGACGUAGGCCAUAGGGCAAAAUUCAGCCCUUCAGGGGGGGGGGGGGGUGAUAAGAAAUUGGGUGUGGCCUAAAGGCUACAUUCAGCCCUUCAGUGGAGGUGGGGGGGGAAGGGCUAAGAGGUUUCUGACAGAUAGCGCACAGCAGCUAUUCUACACAUCAAAUCACCUAAGACACCCACAAUUUUCCAAUUUCCAAGGACAUAUUAUUUUGUCCAAAUCUCCCAGCCAGCAAAAAUUUGCCUGAAGAACAGAUAUUUUGAGGAACAGAUCCAUUGGGUGCCCCUGGCCGUAAAAGUGAGAAAACGCAGUAUGUAAAUACAUAGUUUCAAACAAUACUACGAUGUGCGUACCCUGGGCAAAACCAGUAAACAGAUUACUUUUCCUUGUCAUUCUAAUUCGAUUACAGACGAACAGACACGAUUUCUCAGUCCUGCAUUUUUGCCUAGCGAAUUUAAGUUAUAUACCCUGGAGUAAAUUUUUGAGGGAAAAAUAUUGGCAGUAAUUUUGUGGCGGGAACUUAUUUUUGCGAAUCACUGGAAAAAUCGCAAAAAUUAGAACCCGCAAACGUUUCGUGCCACAAGGUAUCUCUAAAAGCUUUGUGAUGAGUCUCCAAGUCUCCCAUUUUGUUUGUUUGUUUUUCUUUUCGUCUCGGAGACUUUUACCUCAAAUUGUUGACCGGGGAGCCGGCGACUCCCGUAUACAAAACGUACGGGAUAUUUUUAUCGGAGUCGGAGUCGGUAAGAGCCCUUAUGACCUAGUGAAAAUCAAACUCGGAGUCGUAAGCGGAGUUACAAGCGCGACGGAGUGGGAGUCAGAAGAAUCAGUUGAGUAUAGCGUCCGUAGGCAAAAAGAGAAGUUUCUGUGGAGUUUGUGACUUGGAAAAUAGUGCCUAAAGGCUGGAGCAAGUCCUCGAACAGUCAAGCGGUACGAGACAAGUUUGUCAUUUUGUCUUUUCCGUUCAUUUUGCCGUGCGUCAGUUCAGGAACAGAUCAAAGAAGACGUUCAAAUGAGGUAAGAACAAAUACUGAAGUUGUAUACUCGCCUACGGCUUGUGUCAGUGCCACUACCGUAUUUCUUCGAAUAAUUACCGGGGGGCGAAUAUUUCUUUUUUCGCACCAAAAGGGGGCGAUUAUUCGAGGGAGGCGAUUAUUUCAAAUACUGCUCACUGCAUGGAAGGUCGUGCAUUAAAUAUUUUGGUUUAUAACAUAACAUAACAUAACAUAAAACUUUAUUUAUACUCGAAUUUUAGAGUAGCUAACAAGCUAAUAUCUUCGAGCUGACACUACAUAAAAAUAAUAUAGGAAAUAUAUAUAUACAUUAAAUGCAUUAUAAGAAAUAAUAAUUAAAUAAUUAAUAAUAAUAAGCACAUAAAAGAAAAGAAAAGAAAAGAAAAUAUUAUUUACAAUUCACAAUUUUAAGUUUAAGUAUGUCAGGCAAAAAGAAUCUACAAGAAGGUAACAUCCUGUAUUUUGGUCUUAAAGUCUGCAAAAAAACUGGUACGAAAAAAGUCCGGCAGUGCAUUCCACUGCUUAGCUGAAAAGUAAGAAAAGGAGUUAAGACCAUAGGUAGUUGUUUUAGGUUUACUUAGUGAAAAAAUGUAGUUGCCACGAAGAUCAUAGGAAGAGGACUGGAGUGAAAACAUAUUCUUCAUAUAAGUAGGAAAAUGAGUGAAAAACAAACUCUUAUAUAACAGAAUGAGGAAAUUUUGAAUGCGUUUGUUACACAACGAAGUAGAGCUGACUUUUGAGAGAAGAGUGUUGUAUGGAGACGAGUAAUCUCCAAGUAUAAAUCUAAGUAUUCUUUAAUUUAAAGCUUCAAGCUUAUCCGCACCGCGCGCUCCACAAAAUUGCCAGACAGAGGAGCAAUAAUAAAAGUGAAGUAAAAUAUACGCUUUGUAAAGUUUGAAUAAGAUUUCCUUGCGUAUCAGUUUUCGAAAGCGCAACAUAACAUUAAAUUGAUUAUUAAUCUUUUUGCAUACAUUUGAUAUAUGUUUAGAAAAAUUCAGUUUAUUAUCUAUUUCCAUUCCAAAAAUCUGUAACGUGUCCUUUACUGGGAAGGAAAAAGAAUACUCCGUAUCACCGAGGAUUAGACACUGGUGCUUGCUCUCAUUAACUAACAUCCCAUUUUCAUGGUACCACUGAUUGGCCACGCCAACAUCAUGAGAUACGCAUGCAUCCAGAGCUGCCGGAUCGACGUGGGAGUAGUAUACGUGAUGAUCAUCCGCAUAAGCGUUCAACUUGGCCUUCUUGACGUGGAAGAAAAGACCGUUUAUGAGAAUGUUGUUUAUUAUCCCAUUAAAUCAAAGAAAUAUCACAUCAAAUAAACUGAACAUGGGCUUCUAAAGUGUUCCAAAUGUGGUUCCUUGAUUAAAUUUUUUACCCUAAUGAUUCGAUUUAGCGCCCUCCUUCCAAUAGGCACCCCUUUCGAUUAAGCGCCCCUAUUCUUACAUUAUAAUAUUAGAGUACGGGUACGUAUCAACCGAAAUUCGUCUUCCUUUAAUUGCUCACAAACAAAUGGUAAUGCUGCAUUACAAAACAAGGAUUCUUUCGACGGGAUCACCAAAUCGGACGUUAAAGAUACCGCACUAGAAAGCUUUCAUUUACAGUGUUGAUAUUAGUGACACUGUCAAAGCUAUCGGCGUAGAAAUAGAUAAAAAUUCCCUCAGGUUAACUGAACAUUCACGGUAUAUUUGUUACUGUUAAAGUUUCUGUUUUAAUUGUUCGUUUUGAAUAAUCAAGUUAAGGUUUUGUUUUGAACAUUGGGUUGUUCCUCAAAAAAGAAAUAAGCGCCCUCCCUUGAGCGGUGUUCAAAAGUAAAUAAGCGCCACAGGCACUAAAUCGAAUCAUGACGGUAAUUUUCGAUCGUCACUGAUCAGUUUUGCUGGAUCAGAUUCCACUUCAAUUUGACGAGGAGGGAAUAAAAGAAAGAGAAGAUGGCAAGAAGGGUUGGGAGGGGGGGGUGGGUGGGGCGAUUAUUUCAAAUAUUUUUUCAAAGGGGGCGAUUAAUCGAGGGACGGCUAUUAUUCGAGAACAUACGGUAUUUAUCUGUGAUCCUAUGCGGUUUUAGAAAAGAACAAAUACUGAGUAUUAUACCGGAUCACCCCGGGGGUGGAGGGGGGGGGGGAGGGCGGAAGAGACCUCAUAAUUGCUAUUCUGAACCAGGCUGGGCAAUACUUGGACCAUGGGUUAAAUUUAGAGCACUCUUAGUCGAUGCUGACAUGAAAGAGAACAAAAAACAAGAGCAAAGACGUGACAGAUAAAACUGUGUGCAAGACCGUACUUGGCGAAGAAAAAUUCUUAGUUUGACCUUGCGGUGGAAAAUCAUGGAAAUUGAAAAAGAGGGAGAAAAUGCUUUGGUAAGUAAUUUAUUUAAAAUGAAUACAUACAUGGCCAGUCGCGAUCUGGAAAGAUCUUACAAGCGGCAGUUUAUGAUAGCUCAACAGACAUUAUUUGCUAUAUAUGCUAAUUCAGUUAUUGAUUAUAAUAGUGGCUAAUUGCUCUAUUUAGUAAUAAAUGAAAUAUACUAUUCAUUUUAAAUUAAUGCUCCAAUAGGCCACUUUCCCGCUGUAAAUUCAAUCAAAACUCAGAAUUCGGUUUCUUUUUGCCUUAAUUAUUUAAGUAUCUCAAUCUUACAAAUGCUCAAAAAACAUUAGAGUGAAUUUAUGAAAUAUAAUAUAUUUACUGACUGCAGAAGAAAUAUACAAGUAAAGAUAAUCAUUUAAGAAACAAUAGCCCAGAUUUGUACAAGAAAAAUACAGACUAAACGAUUCAUGCAGGAGGUUGUAGUAAAAUGACAGCAUCAUACAGAUAUUUUGUUAUUGUUCAUCAAGGCAAAUUUCAGAAUCUGGUGAGCCAAGUAAAGUAUUGAGCAUGGCAAACGCCUGCUGCAGGUUUUCUGGGACAUCAAAUUCUGGAAUCUUCAUGCUGACGGAAACAUCGUGGAUAGGCACAACGCAGUACUGACGGCAGUUAACGGUUUUCCAAGGAUACUUGUAGAUUUCUUUGGUCAGAGUGGUUUUUGUAUUAGGUAGAAGACACGCAGCAAUGUGGAUUCUAAAUCGCUUGUUCAAAAUACAACCCAAAAGGGCUACGGCAUUGCUUAGUGCCCAUAGAGGGAUCUCAGGAAGAUCUGUAGCAUUUUGGGGUUGGAAAUAAGGUAUGACAAGUCCACGAGUUUUGCCUUUGAGUACAUUGAAUAGGUGGAUCAACAUUUGAUAGACGCUUUCGGUUGUUCUUACGCGAUUGAAGACCACCUCCGGGAUGCAUGUGUAGUCUUUCGGUAGAGUGUUCCAGUCAGAUGGCUUGGCUGGUAGUACAAUAUCCGUGUAACUGAUCAUCUCGGGGCUAAUAUUCCCUGUAGCUAUCCCGUAAGCAGCACUAGCAUGAAGAGCACAGCCCCAAGGCUGGUACAAAGUGACAGAAUCUACUCGAUCACUUAGGUAAUGUACAGAGCAAGGAAGCAUUGGACUUUGGACUUCACCGUGUGCAAGGAACGUCAAGUCUAUUAUACGAUCCCCCUUUUGUUCUUCUUUCACUUCCUCUAGGUAUUUUUCAAUCUCGUGUCUUAAGAAUGUGAAGGCGCGAGCCAUGGAGUACACAUAAUCUCGACGAUCCACAACAAUGUCGUCAAAUACUUGGCACCAGGAGUCCCUAGUUUCACAUGCGGCUAUGCAUUGUAACACCUUAGCAGAUUCUUGGUCGCUAACUCUGCCUUCACGAGAAAUCCUUUCCAGAAAGUUCUGCAGCUCGCUCUUAAGGCUUCUCUCCCAGUUGUCUCCCAGUGACCUAAAAUAUUCCAUCAAACAAGUUUAAGGAGGAGCACCUUUGAAGUCAUCCAGGGGUAGAUUUUAGUAUUUCACUCAGACUGAGAACACUUUAAGUUUAUCUGUAUUAAUUGAACACAUUUUAAAAAGCAAUCGCUUGGAGCUGUCCCCAUGAACAUUUAACAGAUAUUUUCAGUUUCAAUGAAACGAUUGGUAGUGGUAACAGCACGAUUUGUAGUGAUAUUUGGCAUAAAUACCACGACUGAUAUUUCGAAAUUGUUAUACGUAAUUUCACGAGCCGUUAGGCGACUCGGAGUGAAAUUUGCGACACUUUUGAAAUAUCACGAGUGGUAUUUAUGCCAAAUAUCACGUACAAAUCAUGCUAUUAUUUGUUUAUACUACUACCCGCAAACGGUUUUGUAAUUUUCACAGGUAGGUAUUUCAAAUUAAGCUGAAAUACCACUGCUCUAAGCCAAUCAAAUUGCAGAAAAUUCUCAUGUAGUAGUAUAAUGAGCUUAAAUUACAUUUCCAAAGCCAUUCGUGUCCAAUGUAAUACACACGGGUUCAAUACACACAUGUUCAAUAGCCAGUGAAGUCAUUACGUUGCUAGGAAAAUUUCGACGUCAAUAAUUAUUACACAAAUGAUAAUAAUUUUCAUCUUUACCUAAUACAGCUGUGGCGACCGUUAAGACCGCUGCGAUCUCUUUGUUACCGACGACAUAGUUAAUGAUCAAACCUGAGACAAGGGCACCCAUGCAACGACGAUUUCCUCCUAAAUACGUUGAAAAACUUCUCAGGCUAUCCAGAGUACGUAGUUCUAGAUUUCUAGAAUUAGAAAUACAUUCUAAGUGGCGCUAUAAAAUUUGUAUCUGUUCAGUCAUCCCAGGGGACUUUGUGUCUUUUCGAAAUUUCCAAGGCUUCAUUAUCAUUUUCCCGGAAAUUUUAGAUGCUAUUUAUCGCUUUACGAAAGUGAUAAUUUUUCUGUUGAAAUGUGAAAGAAGCUUCAGAAAAUCGUAGGGAAUUUAUUAGAUAAGUUUCGAAAAUUGUACAUGAAUGGAACGGUCAUCUAGAAGCAAGCAAUAGGAAAUUCUAGGCAAUCUCCGAACAGAUAUUUUACAUAAAUAGUCGUUGGGUGCCCCUGCUGAGAGGUUCAUAGUUUCUAAAAAAUGGGGGCCAGCCACCUUAACAAUUUUUACCUGAAUCGAAAAUAAACGUUGAACGUUGUUAUCCAUGAAGGGUCCAAAAUGACCUUUCUCAAGACAACCAGAGCCCUUGAAUUUUUGGACGAGGUCCUUAAACUGAUAAGGUCUUCUGUAUCUUUAUGGGCUUUGUUUGGCAGGCUAAGACCACGCGCAGGGAUGUUUUCCCCACACACAGAAUCCAACAUCUCUUGCAAAGUCGAAGCGUCCUUGCAAAAUAAAAUGCCAUUACUAAAGUUCAGUUGUAAGCUUCGGUUUCUCUGCGUUAGAAAUAAAACUAACAAGGAACAACUUAUAUUAGUAUACAUGGUAUCUACCAUCCAUUUACUUUAAAUGCAAACUAGCCAUCGAGCCAGUUUGACACUUUAAAAUGUGGACGUUUGAGUAAAGAAGAUGAACUGGCACGGAUAUGGGAAACAUCAACAGAAAUUGUUACGAGAGAUCUGGAAACAAGCAUAAAUUAUUUUUACUUAUUAUUCAUUCAGAAUAUUUCACCGUUUCUAAUUGGCCUUAAUUCACCGGCUAAUCCUUCAUAACUGGCGCUGACGAUGAUAUAUUUCCAAUACAGAAUCAUUGACGUCACGCAAAUCAAAGGCUAGGCAGGCCUAGCUGUUUUGGUAUUAGUGCAAACCUCGAGGAAAUGGACGGUAAAAUAAUCUCGUUUAGUUUACACACUGUGGUGAACUUUGCUCGCGCUGUGAUUGGUCGUUGCCCAUGAUCGAUGAGAACAGAUAAAAGAUACACGGAUGACGUCACGGGAAACUCGUUUUUCCAACAUGGCGCGUGGGUUUGAAAAUGUUUGCGAGAUCACUUCAAAAAGUUUAGAAGGAGCUGUUUAUAUAGAGGAUAUUACAUGGUGGCGCGAAGAUAUGAAUUUUAUUUUCGAGUGGCAAAACAAUAUUUUACGAACGAGCGCAGCGAGUGAGUAAAAUAUUGUUUUUGCCACGAGAAAAUAAAAUUCAUAUCUUCAAGCUGCCGUGUAAUGUUCUUUUGAUUAUAAAGACAAAAAGACAUCAAUAAAAUAAUAGAUUUUUAUCCGCCAAAAAGUAAUUUUCACGGCUCAAAUUUACAGUACAGCGAUAUAAGACACUGUUUACAAUAAUCUUGAGAAAUAACACUGAGCUGAAUAGGGCUCAACAAUGAUAAAAUAUAAGCAAAGCUUUGAAAAAUGUAUAAUUAAAAUUCAAACGACGCAAGACUCCAACAAAUUUUGGAGGAAAAUUACCGAAAUUACGUCAUCGAUAAACUCACGUGUGAGAUUAUGGAAAAUAAACCACUCGGGUCCCGGAUGUAGUUUUUAUGAAUUUUACGAGUGGUAUAUUUUCCAGUAAAACACUCGUGUCGAUAUAAUAAAAAGUAAGAAAAACGGAGAAACGGGGACAAAAAGUCAUAGUUCAUGUUGUAUUGAAAUGGCCUGAACUGGAAGGAAUCUUCUCAACAGUUACCAUUGGCUGUCAUCGCUACGAGACACUCGCGGUUUUAAAAAUGAAGAUCAGUACCACUUCUUUGUCCUUAAUACAUUUUGACGUCAAAGGUUGUUUAUUACUAAACAAACGCACGGCUACAUCGAAUCUGGUCGUUAGAUAAUUCCUGAGGUGAUUAUAGAGUUGAGCGCGCACUGGUUGGUCUAAAUUUGUGUCACUUGUCGCUAUUAUUAAGUAUUCUAAAUGAUUUUAAAUGAAAAGGAAAUUCAGUUUUCUCGGCUGGCAAUUUACUUUAUUCAUUUGCCUCGUCAGGCAAGUAAAUGGUCAACAGAUUGGAAAACCAGUGAACUACGUUGGAAAGGUUAUCUACAGAAAACGAUUCUGCAUCAGGAAUAAGUCGACGUCGGGGGGCACCUUAAGGAAAAAAUUAGGGCCAUUUAUACGAGGAAAAAUAAGACGUAAACUGUACCAUUGAUACGAGCAUGUCUUAACUAAGACGAAAAAAGCGGUAUAUAAAAUGGUUCGCGUCUCAUUUCUGUCCUGGACUCAAUUUCAUGUGAAUGUUGCCCGUAGCAAAUUUUCAAACUCUCUUGAUAUUUUGCCGAAAGCCUUUCUCUUUUAAACACCUCCUAAUCCAUUAAACGCCCCCGCUUGGACCCCUAAAAUUGAAUAGACGCCAAGGGCGUUUAUUAGGUCAGUUACGGUAUACGAAGUUCUUCUCGUCUUGGUUCGUCUUAGCUAAGACGCGUUGAAAUAUGUCAUUUACACCGGAAAAUUGUUUGCGUCAUAUUUAAGACAAGUCUUAUGUCAAACGUAUAAAUGGCCCUUUUAUUGUCCUCUCGUGACAAGAUUUCACCGACUGUGUCCGUACUCCACAACUGAACUGGCUGGUACUGAUUGAACAACAGCGCUUUCCCUCGAUUUCUUAUUAAAACGUUCUCUACCCUCAUAAAUACUUUCUGAAAUACUUAACUUACACCGACAUUACAAAUCAUUUCAAGCCCAACCAAUCAGAUUCCUGGGCCAUUGUCUUCAGCGCCCCCAGGGGGACCUUAUUUCUAAAUACGCUCUGUACCACCCGACACAUGCUAAACCAAGACCUGAUGGACAGAAAAUUCUAUUCCACGAAUAUGCUGCAAAGCUAAUCAAUCCAGAAUAUUCCCAUUCCUUACAAAAUUCGUACUUUGGCACAGGACCGCAAAGCCUGGAGGCGCAUGGAAGUCGACUGUUGGCACCAUUGGGAACCCCCAUGUGCGCCUCAGCCGAGCAGAGCGAAAAAUGAAUAACUUAGCGUUACAGUAAAGAUUUUCCCGUCGCCUCGCGUCCGACUACCACCCCAUCCAUCAACACAACGAAUAUCAAAGCACGAGGUCGCAGAUUCAAGUCUACGAGUGCUAAGAAACUACAUAAAUCGUCCUAAGCUCGCCUUCUAGAAAGGAAAUUGAAAUGAGAUUGAGAUUGAGACCAUUUCCUGUCCUUUCUCAGUAGAGCGUGUGUUCAGAAGAAAUUAUAGUUUCUUAGCACUCAAAAAAUCACAAUUUUUCUUUUUUUUUUUUACUCUGCUUCAUGCGAAGGCUCCGCAGCUUACCCACAAUAAACGAAACAAAUUCAAGAAUACGCAAAAAUAUAGAUUGCUCGAUGGAUGUCAUCUGCUUUUUGAGGAGUGCAGUAGUAUAAGCAAGUAAGAACCUGCGUUUUUUGACCUAAACAGGUUCUUACAUAAAUGGUAAUUAGCACAAAUUCAGGCUAUUUAAGUUCUUAAAUACGUUCUUAUUUUCUGAAGGAAAAAAUGCAAUUGUAGCUAAGAUAUCAGUGGUAUUUUGCUUGUUCCUUAUAAACAAUCUGCAUACCAAAACAUGGCAGUUGGAGUUAUUGCUCCCGCAGGGAUUUCGCCCAGAAGGCGAAAUCCCGAGGAGACACUCUAGUAACUCGCGCGUAUAUUAAGGAAAGGACUUACAGUUGAAAUAUACAGUCAUACAGUCAAUAUAGAGCGUUUUCACAUGACGUCACGGCGGCCAUAUUGCUGUUCCAAAACAAUGAAACGGCGGCCAUGUUGGUGUAGCCAGAAAAUCCUCGGGGAGUUGAACUCUUUUCUCAUGUAAAUGUUUUCUUUUGUUCCAAUAAAUUAGCAUAGAUGCUGGCCACGUGAGUGAAAACGCUGUAUAGAAAAAAUCUCGAUUCGCUUGAACAGGGGCUGCGAGGAAUCGGUAGGUAAUGAUGACUUUUCCAUUGUUUGCGCCCGCAAGUACGAAAUGGUUAGGAUGACGUAAAGACAGAACAUCCCCAAUGGACAGCUUAGGUAGAUUUUGUGACAUUUAUUGUGCAGUCAUACUUCGACACUCUUUUGCGUUACGUGUUAUCAGUGACAUUCUGUGGAGCAGUUGUUUCAGUGAAAGCUAUGGACCAAACUUUUAACGACACUCUUUAAGCGCAGAAGAAGUUAUAAGGUGCGUAUAACUGUGUAUAUAUAAACACUUGGAAAGUUUGCCAGACACGAGUUCUCAAAUCUUUCAAUGCAAACCUUGCCAGACACUCUUUCUCUCUCUUUGACCGGAAUAAGACUCAGCAAGACGAGUGAUCAACGGCUGGCUUCUCACUAGCAGAACGAUGGACGAUUACAGAAAUUCUCCGACAAUCAAAUUCUGUGCUGACUUAUUCCCUGCUCACAGAUGUCCUUCCGCUAUAACGUUUAAAAUAAGACUAGAAUGCGCGAGCGUGAAUCAGAUCAGAUUGAUCAAACGUCCUUUUCAUUUCUAAGGCUUACUUUCCGGCAAAUAAAAUGAGCUGAAUGUGAAAAGUGAAAGAGAAACAGUGAAAAAUUGAACUUUUAAUUAAAUCUUUUCUUAUGGUUUAGAAUAAACUAUUCUCGAAACUGAGAAUGUUUUGACCAAAGCUGUGUAAAUCAGUCGACCUGAAACUGUGCAUGGAACCUUGCGUUUCCUGUAUUUAUCUCACCUAUUGUAUGGAAUAUAUGUGAAAAUCUUCCUUAUGAAUCGGUAUCUUUUAAAGAGCUACACAACGAGCAAGAAUGCUAUUGACCGACAAUAUACAGAGCCGGGGCAGCUGUAGUGUCAACUAUUACUAGUAUAUAUAAGGCACCUUCUCCAAAGAGGAUUCUGAAUGUUGACUUAUCAGUUCUUAGUAGAGAGUUUAAGCUCCACGUAUACGGCGAGCGGCAAACGCCCGAUUCAAGUUGAGAAUUUCUCAAAAUAGAAAAUGAGCAGAUAGAAACGGUUCAAAACAAUUCGUACGGAUAAAAAGUUGCUCGAAACUACUAAGUUAUGUGUAGAAAUAGGGAGUUUAAGAUACUACGAAGGCGACGGCGGCAAAACGUCGCUUAAAAAGUAACUUCGCGAUCUAUGAAACUUUAGCGCGAUUAUCCCAACUCGGUCACUAUGUUUUAUGUAGGCGAACUCUCCUAGAGUUGAAUUCUUUAGAAAAAUAUCCAAGUUUAAGAAGAGUAAGAGAGAUUCGUCGUCGUUUGUUGAAGUUGUCGAUAAAACGUGAAAUUAGGCAAUUCACGUCGUACCCUCGUGCAGUAACGGCAAAGAAAUGUACAAAAAAGCGUGAUGUCUGUGCAGAGUUGUUGUUUUGCUAAUCUUAACCAAUUUCUUUUUGACGUUCUCGUUGCCGUCGCCGUAGUGGCAUCUUAAACUCCCUAAUAAUGAACAGUAAACGAAAAGUAAAGGGGAAAACUUGGUCACGUGACACAAAAAAAAUCGCGUUUGCCGUUUGACGUAAACGUGAGGCUUAACCUUUCUAUUUACUUAAGUGUACGUGUACAGACGUUCUUUUAAUAGACUUUAGAAAAUAAGACUCUGUUUCAAAAUUUUAGGCUAAACAGGUUCUCGCAAAACACCUGUUCGUAUUCUGAAACAGUGCCCAGAAACAGGCUGUUUCGAAGAAAGUCUACGAGGAGGUAGGGAAAUUGUAAAUCAUUCAUCGGCGCAUAUACAUCCAGUAAUAAGAAAUUUAAGCGUUGAAAAUUGCACACAAAUUUCUAGGCUAACAGCAAACUGAGCUUUCUUUUCGUCAAAGCUAAACUUCUUCAGUGCGUGAGAUCACUGCCCAAGUGCACUGAUCUCAGGAGAUUGUUCCAGAGUAAUAAUGAUAUGAAGUAUUAUGCAGAUGUGGGAGGCUGUUAGUAUUAUCACCGAAGCCGAUAACAUUCUCUCCGAUUUGCAUAAUUCUUCACAUCAAGCGAAAGCCGAAUUCUAUGAUUUUUUAAAUAUUUAUUCAAAAUAUUGGUAAGUGCAUGUACCAUCGAUUGUUUUGUUGUUAAUUAACGUACAAAAACACCCUGCUUUCUAGCGGUUAGUUUAUUUUGACUUUUUCAGUUGGAAAUUAAAUUUCGAAAUUCUUGAUCAUUAAGCCCCGCGAAAAUAAGUAACAGUAAGGUAGUUCUUACCAACAUUUGUCGUGUAGUCUCUCCUUGGUCUCCUUCAAACUGUUUAACAAUAAAAGGUAUCCAUUCCCUUAAACCGGAACAUCCCUCCAUCGUGGCAGCCUUUGACCAAAAUAAAAUAAUAAUAAUAAUAAUAAUAACAAUAAUAAUAAUAAUAAGAAGAAGAAGAAGAAGAAGAAAAAGAAGAAGAAUUUUAUUCAACUUUAAAAAUAUGUACAUAAUUUACAGAAGUAUUCGAACUAAGCAUUAAGCACUACAUAACAUUAAGAAUUAUAUAAAUCAUAAAAAAUACAAUCACUGUGUCAAUAACGAUUUCCUAAAUACAUUCCUUGUGGAUCAAUAACUCUUGCAGGCGGUCCAGAGUUUUAACUUAAGUCAAUACAAAGGAGAAUCCGUCUCUGAUAUUAAAAAGAAACAAGACGCUACGGAGCGUACACUUCGGCGUCGUGGUUGUGAAACUGAUUAAUUGUAAAUGCGGAGGAAAUAGUAAGAAAUGAAAUAUGGUAAGAGUAAGGUGUAAAUUUGUGAAAUUAUGCAAUUUUCCAGGAUAUUCUGAAAAGAGCAACGUCCAAGAGGCCUACUCGCCAAAAACUAGCAUUUCGGGGCAAAUUGUCUCUGAGAUAUUAGCCCCUCUGAUGACUCCAUACAAAUCCUUUCUCAUUUGACUUGCUUCUAAACGUUUAGACCUAAGUCAAAUAUGAGGUUACUGGCGGUGAAUAACAAGUCUAACAAAAGAAACAGUGAAAAUGAAUUUUCUAUUUUUCUUGCAUCAGGCUUCAAAAACAGCACAGCAGUCUCAUGUACUGAUUAAAGAUAUGUAAGGCAUGGGUAAGGAGUCAAUUACGUUGAGCAUGCAAUUGGCUAAAACAGAUCAAUGUUACGAGUUCGAAUGUUUUGAGGAUAAUUAUUCACUGACGAUCAGCACGCAGGGAUGUCGGAUUAACACAAGGAAGUUUAAUGCCAAAGGAACAUAGUCUUUACGGAGCUUUAAAACACAGCAUCCGACAAAACAAACUUGACUUGAACUUAACAGCCUCUGCCAAUAAUAACAAACUCUCACUUGAACUUCAGAUAUCUUACCAUGGGCUUCGCCAACUUGUAAACACAGAAUCUGAAAAUCGAACUUCGUCACACUUGACUAAACACAGCACUCCAGACUCGUGGGAAAACACUUAGCUCGUCAAAAGAACUCGCUUGGAACUUGUAUACCGUUUGACAUAAGGUUCUAGAAUAUACUAAACAGGCGAAUAGCAGUAGCUUUUAGACAUAAUAUUUUAUGAUUUCAGUAACUCAUGCAAAUCUGCUGACUCAUGCUGAAAUGUAAAAAUGCCCUAAUUAAUAAUUCAUGAAUAAUCCAAAAACGUAGAGAACGUUCGAGAAAGUCACGCAACGCAUGAAAGCAAUUUUACUAAGUAACACUCAACAAGGACAAAACGUCUUUGUGCAGCAUUUUGUAACUUUAAAUUCAUCAUAAAACAGUUCGAAAGGAGCGCUCACUCGUGAAAUGUUUUUCAACACUCGAAGAGAAAUUUCGUGUCUCUGCGCGGCCAUGUAAUAUCCUCUAUUUAUUCCUCGAGUAAAUUAAAGACUAAACUCGAAGUGAUCUCAAGAUAUCACGAAGUAGUCCGGUCUCAUUUCGUGAAAUAGCCGAAACAAGCCGAAAAGUCACGAACUUGCGCGCCCAAUCUUGUCCCGAAACUAGAGCAUAAUUUCAUAGCUAUUUUUCAUGUCACGAACUACCUUUUCAAGUUCUGUGUUUACAAGUUGGCGGAAGCGGUAAGAUAUCUGAAGUUCAAGUGAGAGUUUGUUAUUAUUGGCAGAGGCUGUUUAGUUUUACUUAAGUUCGUGUCAAGUUUGUGUUGGCGGAUGCUGUGUUUUAAAGUUCUGUAAAGAGCGCAAUCGGCUAAUCCCUCAACUUAGAGUCUCCCCUGAUCUGACGGGUGACACAGGUGAGUCGGUUCAAACCCCGGGAAAGCCCAAAUAAUAAUUCUUUCUUCCUCGAAUAAGUUAAGGAAUAAAUCAAAGAAAUCGAAGUGAUCUCGAGAUAUCUCGAACUAAUUCGGCUCUCACUUCGUCAAAUAGCCAAACAAACCGAAAACCUACAGACCUUGCGUGUCCAAUCUUGUCCCAAAUUUGUCAACUUUGAUACAUUCCUGAGCGUCGCGAAUCCUUUACUUCGCGCUCCGCCGAAGUAACAAGUUAAAAAGAAUAAAAACUCGUAUUCCUAAAUUCCUAACUCUAAUUCACGCAGGCUCUAAAAUUUAGAGAUCUGUAUGGUAGAUCUAAGUCGGCGAAGUCUAGCAGUCGUCUUCUGGAUCUUGAGCCUGCCAAGCAUAGUAUCGCAGAGCGUACGAUGGCGAAAGAUACUUUAGCUCUUAUCCAGGAAAUUGCGCUUGAGUAACUUUCUCCCUUCUUAUUUGCGAUCAUCUCCGGAAGUCUGCUGUGGUACUUAACACACUCAUCCGCCAUUCCACCUGUGGUCGUGAAAACUAGGGGAGUGUACCUUCCCUGUUCGAUCUCCAUUACUCUUUCUGCAUGCUAAAGGAUGUCAUUCCAGUGGUUCUGUUGGUGAAUAUGCAUCUCAUUAAGGGGACUUAGAUCAUUUUUCCAUGUGACCUGGCUGGGUACAGGGCAAUUCCGAUGGUCCAUCGGUACCAAUGGUAGGAUUGGUACCAAUAGAAAAUGAUGUCAUUCCAAUGGUUCUAUCGGUGAAUAUGCACCAUUGGAAUGACAUUCUUUUCUAAGAAAAUAAUCUAAGUCCCCUUAAUGAAAUGCAUAUUCACCAACAGAACCAUUGGAAUGACAUCAUUUUCUAUUGGUACCAAUCCCACCAUUGUUACCAAUCGACCAUCGGAAUUGCCCAGUACCCAGCCAGGCCACAUGAGAAAAUAAUCUAAGUCCCCUUAAUGAAAUGCAUAUUCACCAACAGAACCAUUGGAAUGACAUCAUUUUCUAUUGGUACCACUCCUACCAUUGGUACGAAUGGACAUCCUUCUUAUCACCACUAACACCAAUGGAGUCUAUUUGUGAGUAUUGGACAACCCUAAACAGGCAUCAGGGGCUUUGUUAGCGCCAUGAUUUAAUAUCUCCCCAGUGACCUCCUGAAGGACCGGCUCUACUUCCACAUCAUUACAGACCAUCCUUAGCACCUCUGCUUCCAAGUCGCGCAGUUCGUUAUGGCGCUGGAUAAUGAAUCCGCCGCGCUGACAUACCAUUGCGUGAUCUACGCUAAAUUGAACACCUGAUGUGCAGAUCAUGGGCGUGUCCGUUAUUUCCCAGUCGUACCGUAACUUGAUUGCAUCUCUAAAUUCCUUCUUAUUCAGAUUGUAAUCCAGCUCUUUGAGGCGAAUCAAGGUCAGCCAAUUUGAUGAUCCCUUCUCUGUAGCUUACUCAACAGUUCGCUUAGCUUUUGUCGGCAGGGAGUUCUUCACCUGCUCCAGCCUCUCACUUAGACAGUCGUCUUUUCGUUUUCGUUUGCUCAGUUGCAGUGUUCGAAUUUCGGAGGCAUCUGGAUGGUGGUGCUCUUGCUCAACAAUUCGCCUCACGAGCGAAUUAGUAACUUUUAUUGAAGCCUCGUAUUCAGAAGAUGAGGUCACUACGGGAUCUGUAAAUCCAAGGCCUCCCAUGCGCACAGGGAGAGCAAGGAGGUCGCGCUCUACUUUAGUGACUGUAUGGUCAGUGACAGCUGGUAUGAGAACCUCAUUAACUCGCGCGCUCGAGUGGCUCAAGUAAUUCUGAAAUAUCCGGUAAUGUUCUUAGGAAAUAUGUCCAACGGUGCCGCAGACCAAAAGUGAAGGCUGCAUAGCUGGCUUGAGGCAGUGAUAUGGCGAAAUCUGCGAGUUUAGUAACUUCAUUGACCCAUUCGUCUACAUUCUCCCCAACAUAUUCUUCAAGGAACAAUCUAGAUCCUAGAGCCACGCCUAAGUGCUCGUGGCCCUCUAUGGCGACGUUAAUAGCAGUGUCUCUAAACACCUCCCUGGCAGCCUGUUCUCGUUCCGGUUUGAUGGUCAACCAACAUUUCUUGGUAUUAGGGAAGUAACCAAAAGGAGAGACCAUCCCACCAUUUCCUGACGUCUUGCAGGGAACCACUUCUGGUUGCGUCAUCAGCAAACCAACACUGUUUUACUGCGCUUGAAUGGUGCAGUCGCGUUAUAAGUGGUUGAAAACUUAUGGCGUAUAGACUCCUGAACAGAGGGUCACCCUGUGUGGUGCCCUCUGCUGGUAUUAGCUCUUCACCGCCUGGGGCUGACCCAAUACGGGAAUGUAAAAAUACAGUGUUUGCAUCGGAGUUGAGAAAAACGGCGUUUUGUGAAGUUAAGGUGGCCAUAAGUGGAGCUUUCUGCUUACGAGAGUGUCCGUUACAUAGACCAUAAUGCACCUCGUUUACACGCCAAAAUUUUGAAUAACCUUUGUUUUUUAUUUCUCCUGGGUAUUACAGUCGUCCCAAGAGAAAUCAAAGACAAUGGUUAUGCAAAAUUUUGAGGGCAAACAAGGCGCAUUAUGGUCUAUGUGAAAAUAGUGAAUUAUACAUUUUUUACGCAAAUGUAAUGUGCGUUUGAACACGUCAUAGAAAACAAACAAUUUGUGAUAAAGUGAUAAAAAGGUCACCGUGGAUACUUUGAGGGGUGUCUCAAAUGCAAGUGGUGUGGCGCGUUUCGGUUAAACUGCAAGUGUCGGGGUUUUGCUAUUUUCAGUUGCAAUAAAAAGUUACAGAACAAUUUGGACAUUCAGCCAAAACAACAGUUGGAUGCUCGUACAUUGGGAGGAGCGCUGCUUGAUGACACACAGAACGGCUGUGUGGGAGUCUACUACAACACUGACCCUAAGCCGGAAACCUCAAAUUACCGGGUCCUCAGACCAUUUCGACGACCGGUCAAAAGAAACCCUCUUUGGCCUGGUCAGCACAUGAGAAGCUCGAUUUGGGUGCAAACGCAGGGUAGGACGCCUCAUUCAGGGAAUAAUAUGUAUGGAGAUUAAGUCUAGAGUCAGGACUUGUGAUAGUGCUGCAUGGAACUCCAUUUCCACAAUAAAACAUGGAAUAUCUCUGGCAUUGCCACUGAUGAAGCUCCCAAAGCUUCUCUCGCGGUUCUCGUUUUUAAGACGAACUCCUUUGCAGCAUCAGCUUAUACAGACAAUGUGUAGUUACAGAAAAAUAUCCAUUCACACUCCCCACCCCCCCCCCACCCCAACAGAGAGCAACGGAAAUUCAGAGGGAAGGGGGGGCCAAACGGAGGCAAUUCCGAGGGGGUAGGGAGGUGGCUUCUCGGGGUCUUUGUUCCGGGUCUCCGUGUAAGAUUGGUGAGUUACUAACAGCUGUUCUGUUUAUAGUCUCCUGGCUACCACUUAUUCUACUGUUAAUCAGUGUUUCACAGCAAAGUUAUUGUUUUCAUCUAUGAUCUUUUAUUUGCGGUCGGCUGAGUGCUUUUUUCACGACUUGCACAGAUAGUUCAUGAAAUACGAUUGUCAUCGGCUCAUGAAUAAACGUACGGUCAUCUAUCUGUUGCCUUGGUACACAAUCGAUACACUACUUAUUUAUUAACCUCGUCUGUUCGGUUAUUACAGAGAAAUCUCAGACCGAGGCCCUAGCCUUGAUGUAUUCACCGACGAUAGCGAGGUAAAAUACAUCAAGGCCGAGGUCUGAAAUUUCCCUGUAAUGUCCGAACGGACAAGGUUAACAAGUUACGGCACAUGACAAAAGGGCCCGCCGCUUAUUCUUGGUCAGCGGCACUCUUUUAACUGUAUAGCGAGAUUUUUCCCGAAUCUGUCGACAUUCUUGGAAUGCCGUGUUGUACCGACUACUAUGCAUGGUAUGUGACCGUGAGGGCCCUGGUGUUGAGUGUAAGGUUCGUCCUGAUGUCACGGAAAUCACGUGAAUGCACAUUCAAGUGAUGCAACAAUCAUUUAACAAUCACAGUGAAUAAAAUUUGUACUGAUUCUGCUCGUAGCCAAUCAGGAGUACGAAGGACAAAAUUUCACCGUGAAAAACUAUCGUUCGUCCAUACAGCAACGCGGAAGACGAAAUUUCACUGAUUAUGAAUGAACGUAAUGACGAGAACGUCAUCCGAGAGCCGUUGCAUAAACACCCGCGCGCUUUCAAAAAAGGCCGAGGGAAGGUUUACUUCUGUUUGCUAGGUUGAAUCAUUUAUUUUGGAACACGAAAACAAAAUUCUGCUCAAAAAACUGAAGGAGGUGUAAGAUUGCUUGAAAGAUUUUUGAAAAUGAAGGACGAAGACUGGAAAAUUGAAGAUAUUCCAGCAGCUGAGCUGAAUGAAUACAUCAGCGAAUUUAUCAUCUCUGUCCGCACUAACUUGAUAGCAACGAGUACAAGCCGACUCCGCUUCGAAGUUUAAUGACCACAUUCGAACGACAGUUGAAGAAAAAGGGCUAUUCUGCCAGCAUAAUCAACGACUUGGUCUUCGAGAAAUCCAAGCGAAAAAAGCUGAAGAAGCAAGGAAAAGGAAAUAAACCUAAAGCAUCGGUAGCUUUGACAAGCGAAGAGUUAAAAAUAUUGUACGAGAAGGGGUUGCUCGGUAUGUGUAGUCCUGAGGCACUUUUAAACAAGCUCUGGCUGUUUUUACAAGCUUUCAUUGACUACUUUUUACACUCUUGAUCGCCCCAUUUUUGCAAUUUGUCUACUAAGAAAUUACACGAAAAAAAUCUCAGUACCAUGGUCUAUUAUGAACCUGAGCCCACGAUCAGCUAAAACCAACAACUGGUCAACAAUAACUAAGAAGACCAGUAGGUACUUCAUAUAUGAUUCCUAUAGUGUACCGAGAUAUAGAUUCUUAUAGUGUACUUGGCCUACUUAACUUACUUGGGGUCUUUGAGUACUAUAAGAAUCUAUAUCUCGGUACACUAUAGGAACUGAAGUUUAGUACCUACCGAAAGACCUCUACAAGGCAAAAUUGAGAUUAUUAGAUACUGUAUUAACAUUAAUGAGAAGAUUAUUUCUCUCUUUAUCGCGAAAGCAAUUAUCUUUCACAUAAAAGUAUAGCACAUGUACAUUUUUGACGGGAAUUUUGUUUCCUGGGGAAAAUUGGGGAAAUUCCGGGGGGGUAUGGAUAUUCUUUGGAACUACACAAUGUCUGUUCUCUGCUUAAUGGCCAUUCAAAACACCUAGUAUUUGAUUUACGUACAGCAAGUCAUUUUUCAUUUUUUCUUCGUCUUUUCUGUCUUUCUUUCUUCCUGUUUUUUUUUUUUUUGGGGGAAGGUGGAGGAGUCAUCUCAAUUCAUACGGGAUACAAGGAGGGACCACCCAAAAAAAAUUCUAAUAAGGAGGGGGUCAUCAUAUGCUACAGGAGCUACUCGUCAAUUCCCACUAGCCCUCUGAGACAUAAAAUGUGAACGGUCCCUAAGUGACAAUAACCAGUGGCAGUAAACAGCUGGCAGAGAUCCAUUUCAGGGUUAGCCUGCGUAGCAAGCGUUUCUGUACGGUUUACGAGAAAAGACCGAGGAACGAGAGUCAAAGACCGCGAGAAAAGUGGCGGAAGUAAAAGAGCACUUUUUGGCUCUCGUUUCGUUUCUCGCGCGGUCAAAACUGAAAGUCCCCUUCCUCGGUAUUUCUUUGCUCCGAAACUAAACGGAAACGCUUGCUACGCAGGCUAUUUCAGGGUCAAAGAUCGGAACUAAUUCAUCUUGGAGGUGUUCCUUCGGGUAAAACGGAAUUCACUGUAACUGUCACUUGACUUCUGGUAAGAUGUAUCACACUGAGCUUCGCGGAACGUUUUUACUUUAUGUGCACUUUUAACAAGACCCUAGAAAUUGUUUCAAUUUAGCUUCUGUCAACUUUUGUUCAACGUUUGGUUCACCCAUCAUAACUGAAAUAUGUUUCGAAAGAGCGUGUUGAAACAAAUGUACUCUGCUUGUUUGAAUUUAAUUCAACAUUUAUUGCUUAGACAUGGGUUCAACUUUUGCCAAAUGAAUGUUGGGAAAAGGUUGAAACUGUUGAACGGAUAGGCAUUGAUCAUCCUGUCUCAAUCUCAGCGUAGCUCAGCGUGAUGUUGAAUUCAUAUAUACCCGGCAAUCGACCGCAACUUCUUUAGAAGUCGUGUUCUCCUCAAACAUUUAACUGGAUCAGAUAAAACCUAUGCGAUGAAGACGAAAGAUUGCAAAUUUCAAUUUAGCCUGUACACACACGUUGUUUUAUUUUUGUUUUCGUUCUUUUCGAAUUAUGCUGGCGGUCCGUGGAAAAUCCCCCGCGGUUAUUAUUUUUUAUCACGCGCCCUUGACGGACUUGGAAGAGAAAAUAGAGGGUCUGUGAACAGGCUAAUUUCAAUUUUUAGAUCAUUAUAUUUUUUUCAUUUGUUAAUUACUUUAAACAGGACCAGAUGAUUAUAGUCCAUAAAAUUCCCACUGUGAAAAUUAUGUUCAGUUACCUGAUGUAGGGUGCGAGUUAAAUCACUGGCCUUGCUGCUGACAUCGAAAUCAUGAAAUACAUUCAUCAAAUGCGGGAACUUUACUGUACAAAAUUAAAAUAAUAAUUGCUGGUAAAUAGAAUAAGUGUGCUUCAGUGAGAGAAUUAGAAAUCAGACAAGAAUUCAAAUAGCACAAGAAGUUCAACAAAGAAGACAAAGGCAUUAACUUUUUACUGAAUAUACUUAAAAGAGAAGAAACCUAGGGAGGAUGAUGAAUUGACGUUUGUUAAAAAAAUUUCCAAAAAACUUUAGGCUAUGUUCACUCUUACAACUGGAACAAGUCAUUUACACACUUUGAACAUCUUGCCAGAGUGGUUGGCCGAGAGACAGUGAACUGUGGAAACAACGGUAAUGAUUGCCGCUUUCACAUUGGGUGCACUCGAGUUCGGGGCCGACUACUUACAAACAGUGUUUAUAGAGUGAACGAGAGCCUCAAUUGCACAUCGGAGUGCUCACAAAAACCCACCACUACAUUUUGUAUAUCCAUGAGUUAAAAAUUAAUCAAUAAAUAAACCACUAUUAGAAAAACAUUUUAUUUUCGGUACAAUAGAGAAAUCGUGAGGUUGUCGCAAGUGUCGUUACUGUUUGCUGUUGUAUGUUCAAGGGCAAACCCGGGCCGGCAGAAGAGCUUUGAAGAUUCCAUCUUGUUUGUACUACAUGUACAUUUGUUGUCUGUGCAAGAGCCCCUUAGUGUGAUGCAUAUGUUCUUUGGUGCCCUAAGAAUGUCUGCAUACAUGUACGAGGCUAAGGACUAGUUAGCCCAUCUAGGACGAUACUUGUUACCACCACUACAUUUUGUAUAUCCAUGAGUACCAGUGCAAAAAAAAAAAAAGAGACAAAUAAAAAACACAGCAGCAAGUGUCUGCCUCAAUCUCUAUAUGCGCAAUAACUUGCAAGGAUGCCACAAUUUACUCUCAGAUUAAAAGGUAAGAUUUUACCUUUGAUGUCCCUUACAAGCUUGAUCACGAUCGGUGCUUCAUGACUAAUUAAUCGAUUGAAAGGAAAAGCUUCAGCCAAUGUCUUCAGCAAUAUCCAAAGGCCGUCUUUCACUGUAGCGGCUGAACUACAACCAUUUUCCAGUCUAUGAAGGUUCGAAAAAUACAUUUGUAGAAAAAAGUAAUGAAACAUGCUGGAGGGAAGUUUAGUUCUCUUGUGACUACACUUCCGCCCAUGAGCCCCCCCAGUUAUAGGCCCAUCAACUGUAAAUGAAAAACACGUCCAAUUAUAAGCCCCCCGCAUAUUAAAGCCCCAUUCUAAUUCUGUUCCAAUAAUUAUUGUAUUAGAAUCAGUUUGAUUUAUCAUGACGUUUUGAAGCUUUUCUUGAACACCGCUUAAUGCAAAAUGUAUUUUGAUCAGCACUACUACAAUUUAUUUCGAAGCGCUUUUUCUAUUCCGGUUAUAAGCCCCCCACCACCACCUUCCCCCGACUGUAAGCCCUAAAACCCCUUCCGAAGAUGUAAAAGCCCACAGCAGGAGCCCAUAACCCGGAGCGUGCAACUGCCAUAAAUUUCGUGUAACGGCGUUUUCACAAGUAAGUUUAUUUUUAGAUAAGCUUUUCCCGCGAAAAAUGACUGUUGUCGCUUGGACCUUUUCACAGUCGGCUGUUUCGGAGAUGAUUUCGAUUUCCCUUACCGUGAAUUAUGAGUUGUCACCGAUGAAGUAGACGUCCCGGGCUCCUCUACGUUUUGCAGAUCUUCCUCUGAACUGCUAGUUUCCGUGUAAAUACUGAAAUUGUCGCUUGAAGCACUGUCAGAAGAAUCCUCUGAAGAUUCCUCACGUGCGUCCGCCAUGCUUUUUUUUUCAGUGUGAAGGAGUUGUCCUGGUUACGUAUUAAAAGUUUAUAAUUGAUGACGCACUUGCUUGUUAUUGGCUUUUCGAUAGCAAUUCGCGGGAAAGGCUUAUCUAAAAAUAAACCUACUUGUCAAAACGCCGUUGCAUAGGCGCAGUAUGGAAGUUAGACGCUCCGGGUUAUGGGCUCCUGCCCACAGCUUAUGAGCAGCAGUUUACGGUAUUUCAGUUAACACUGCUAAAGUAACUACUUGGGGAAAGUCCUUAGUCCUCCUACACUUUUUGCAUUUUAUUUCCUGGCUGUCUACACUGCAUGAUAUUGAUGGUCUUGGUAUAUAUCUCAAUAAAGUACAAAGAACUGUCCAUAAAUUAAUUUUUUUGCCUAAUUGGGACAUGUUUUCACAGGAAGAAUUGUGUCAGGAUGUCACAUUAUGGGGGCUGCUACUGAAUCUUGGCUUCGGCAUUUUACUAAGGGCAUUUUCUUAUGUUCAUGGGUUUAAUAAGGCAGAAACACACACGAAAAUGUGCAGGAAAAACAGUUACAGUGUAAGUUCCCUUUAUAUUACAGCUGGGUUUGUUUGGCCUUGCCCCCUUUUUAGCCCAAAGACUGGCCCCUCGGUGUUUACUUUAUCUGAAGAAAAAUAUGAAUGACAAAUGCCUCGCCGAUGUUUAGACGGGUUGUGGGGCAUUACUUGGCGGAAAUAAAUUAUACACACUAUUCUUCUAAUUAUCUAUGGGCUCUUUUAAAGGGUUCCUACCGACAAGAUCCUUUCUCACACUCCUUUUCUCAAACCACCCUCACACUCGCAUCUCCUUCUCGCUCCAUUUUUCGCGCGGUCUUUGACUCUCGUUCCUCGUUCUUUGUUCCGAAACCCACGGAAACGCUUGCUACGCAAGCUACUUACAGGAGCCACUGAUGGGCUUCUGUCAAUUACAAGGGGUGGAUCUCGGAUUCCUUUUUUCUUGAAGGAGAUUAAGGUAUGUAUUGUUCCUUUUCUGUGGCCAAAACGUAGUAUUCGAGGCACGAGAGAGGCUCUGUUCACUGGCUAAUAAACACAUCCACUAUCUAACAUACAUUGAUCUGACAAGAAGUCUGAAAGAAGUCUUUGAUUGAUCUGUUUCUAAGAAACACGCAAGGAAGCUUGAGCUUAGUCAGUACACUAUUGAAAGAUCAUGAUGCAAACAUCAUGCAUCAAACCCAUGCAUCAAACCUAGCGAAUUAAUACGAUUUUCAACUUUCUUUCUACAUUUUUUCUUUUUAAAUGGUCACUCCCGCAUUGUCAUUCUAAAAAAUUGUAAAAUAAAGCACUCUAUUUGAAAAAAAAAUUUUUUUGAAGAUUAAAAGUUUGAGAAAUACCCAGUUUUUCAAAAUGCUCAAAUGCAGUCUCAGGCAACCUAUUAAAUUCUCCCCACCCCAGAGACUUGCGCCUUUGGCAUCGUUCGGUCCGUCUCCUCGUUGGAUAGCACCUCCCCGUAAAAAAUCUUGGCUACGGGCUUGAAAUGGAGGGCUGGCUCGCUAGCUAAUGCUGAGAUUUCAAUAACAAGAACUGCCUGCCACACGAACAGAGGGUUUUCUACAUGUAGUUCUGUCAUAGCGGUUUUUGGUAUGCUCUUUAUACACCUGAUGAUGAUGUGAGCUACACUGAAACAUACCUUGUACCUUUGUGUUUGCAAAUUAAUUUGUAAGAGAGUUGUCAUUUCCUUGAUGGAGGGUUUCAACAAGGCAACUACUGGGAUUGGAUAUACUAUGAGCCAGCAAGAAUGCGACGUUUAGAAAUUAGCCAAAAAGAUAUACACCAGAGAUUCCAAAGAAUUUCUACCGGGACUCCUUUGGAAUGCUGCCUAGGGCCCGGAAAUGAAAUUGAAGGUAUUGGUGGCAAUCUUGUAAAACGCGGGGGAGGGGGGCGAUUUUUGGUGGGAAUGUACCACUGGCACCCCAGAACUCUUAGCCUAUACCAGACCUUGUUUAGGUAAAUUUUGCAUCUUUGAGCAAACUCUCCUGGGUCACGUAGGGAAAGCAUUAAUUUACUUAUGACUAAAAAUCAAAAUACAGGUUUCAUAGUGUUGAGUCACAAUACCUUGCAAUGCACCCAUUAAUUGGAUUACGUGUCCCAGCUGUACAUAGACAGAUCUCCUCUUGAUUUCUUAAUAGCUUCUCAACCAAGUCAUUCAUUCCUGACCACACUUCCUCAAAAACGGGAGCUAUGCAACUCCUUUGAAAGUUGAGAAAGGAGUCAUGAGUGACCUCCAAGUUGACAGCCUCACAUAGGGAUUUGAUUUUGAGGUAGUUAUUACCACAGAUGAGGACAAUAGAUGCUAAAACUGCCUCUUCUAUAGAAAGUUGAGCCAGGGUUGUCAUCUUUUGCUUGGUAGCAUCUAUCUUUUGCAUGACAGUCUGUUUAUCCCAACGUUCAACUUGUUUUGAUUUACGAGAUGUCUCUUUUUCGAUGUUGCUCGGAAGACUCUUUUCACCUUGAAAACCAUCAGAAGACUGACAAUUGAUCAUUUGACCACCACCACGAUUCACCUCAUUACCUUCAAGACUGUAACCAAAUAAUAUAGUGUUAUUACAUGAUUCCCACUUGUACAUCUCGGCCACCCAAUAUUCCACCGCACUAAGUGGUCUGUGUGCAAUGCAAAUUCUGACAAAUGUAUAAAUCUUGCUUUGCGAGACAGUGCUUUGGGUUUUAAAAGAUAAAGUAGGACUUUUUUAUCAUAAUACUAUUGUAGCUAUCUGGCGUUACAGGGCUCACUUUUUAUUGAACUCUAACUCGUCAAACUCGCGUAGGUUCUAUAUGAGUAAAAUGGCUGUCCAGUUUGCUGCCGAAAAAACGAGUAAAUUUCUCAAAUAAAAAAGAAAACUGUUCCUGACAACACGAAGAAGGCGACAAAAUUUGGUCUGUCAGUUUUUACAGGUAAGAGCUUUGCCUGUUUAACCUGCAUUUAACGAUGAAACCAGUGAAAAAGUUUUUUGUCUACAAAUGCAAAUUUCAAGUCUUGCUUUACUUUAUUUAGCUCGGCAAGGAAACGUGACGACCUUCAGUCAUUUACACCCCAAAAUGGUAAUCGUUGACAGCAAUAAACCGGUUAAAAAUCAUCGUUUUUAACUAAAUUAUCUCACUGUUUUAGUACUGUACUAAAACUAUUAUUCACCUCAGUGGCGGUGGAUAGUGGUGGAAAUUAAUCACACCGCUUCGCGCAGCCACCUCAUUAAUUCAGUGAAUAAUAUACCCAGCAACUUGCAAUCUUUGUGACGUCCCUGACUGAGGAACAAGAAGACCUCUGCAAGAUUUCCAUUGGGGAAAAUUUCAUCCUAGCAAGAGAUAUUCCCAGUAAAUCAUAUUUUUACCAACACGGCUUUUGAUCCAGGCUUUAAACCUCUUGAGGUUGCACCAAACUUAUAAGCUGGGCAUCCUGAAUUCAAAGAACUUUUAAGCUCCCUACAAUAAUAUUAUUUGUCCAGGAGCAUCGGCCUUGUAGUGAUUGUAUAUUGGGUUGCCUGUGCUUGUAAUGCAUUGUGGGCGAGUGUGAGAAAACAGUAUGGCGGAAUGAAACUUGUCUUGUUUCCUGAGUGUAUAAUCCACCCCCAUCGAGGACUGGUCUGGCGUUCAGACAUUACAAUGGCGACGAGGAUCAAGUUAACGAGAUUUCCUGGCGGCAUGGUGCGAAAUAAUUUCCAACCGAUGAAUAUUUUGGGAUCAAAAUACAGGGCUGUCAACUCUCCCAGAUAAUCCGAGAGACUACAGAUUUUGGACCGUAUCUCCCGGACUCUACCCUGGGUGCCAGAGACUUUUCUAGCGCGGUUUCCGGUUUCUGUCAAGUCUUUAUAGUGCCGAAGAUGUGUCGGCCUUCGGCCAACACCGAAAAUUCCCGCCGCACGCGAGAAAAACCUCUGGUACCCAGGGUACCCGGACAAUAAAAUUUCAAAUAUUUUGCGUUGUUUUAGCUAUUUAACUGUUAACACCAAACUUUUUCUCAAAAACCUCCGGUAUGCCAUUGUAAUAUAAGCAAUAAUGUGAUUGGUAGGAAGUAAACCAAUCAGGUCAAAUGUUACAAUGCCAACAACAUCUUUUUCGCGCAUUUUAUGUGAUGGCAAAUUCGUGAUGACCGGAGUCAACGAGUAUCUUUUUGGCGCAAAUGGCGUCAUUUGUUGAACGUUAUGACGUCAUCUAUCAUCCCUUCCCUAUCAAUUCUCAAUAUUUAAGGACGUGGGGGGUUGACAGCCCUGAAAUAGGAAUUGAGCGAGCAAUGGCAUGUGUGGCUGUGAGGAUUCAAAUUUUUCGCUCAAGGUGAAAACAAACCUACAAAAUCCCGCGAGAAAGAGGAGCGAAUUACUUUAGCGGGUCGGCUCUGGAGUGCAGGAUAUUUUUGAGAAUCUUACAAUUGUUCUCGUGGAAGGUCAAGCCGAUGACGUUUAUCGACAAACCGUUCGAGCCCUGAACGCAUACUUUCAUGUGCAAGAAAAUGCAGCUUACGAAAGGCACGUUCUUCGCCAAAUACAUCAAGAACCCGAGGAAGACGUGUGAAGAUUUGGACUCGUUGGCGCUUCGACUAAGGAAGCAAGCGAGACACUGGCUAUGAAGUUGAGGAGCUCGAAUUUGCAGUAAGAGACCAGCUGCUAGAGCCGUUAGCUUCUAUUCGGAAAGAAUCGUCCCAAGAGUAACGGACCAAGCUAUUUGAGGUUCCUAACUUAAGCUUGCAGCAGCCUUGACUACAGCCAGAGAGUGGGAAACAGAAGCGCCGUCAGACAAGCAAAAUUGCAGGGGGAGAGGAAAAAAGCAGCGUGAAUUUGGUGCAGCCCAGAUCAGGCAAAUAAAAGCCAAGUGGGAAAAGGAAAAUUGUGUACUAAGUGUAGCAAGAGAGGGCACUGGGCAUCGUGUUGCCGGAAUGAGGCCGAUGGAAAAGAGAAAGUGGGUAAGAGUGAUGGAAGAGUAAGUGGGAGUAAUGAUUGGCGAUCCUGUAGUGCUGCCAGUACGUAGUGGACGUAAUUUAAAACCUAGGGGCCAACAAAUUAAUCAAGUGGACUACGGCAGUGAAGAAGAGCCAAUUGCCUUUCCAAUUAACUACAAUGGGGAAAGGGCCUGUGAAGAAAACGUUAUUUCAGUGAAGAUUACUGGCACCAAGACAAGUAUGCUCGUUUACUCUGGAGUACAGUCCACCGUGAGUGGCCUCAGAGGAAAUUUAAUACCAGAAGAGAGGAACCUUCGUGUCUAUCAGUAUGGCAAUGGGUGUUUAACAAGGUGGUCGGUAAAUUUGAAGCUACAAUUGAGUGUCUUGGGCAAAAAGUAGUGGAAACUGUUCUCGUAACACAGGGAGAAGGGCGGUGAUGGCUUGGUAGCCCAGCUGCUAAAAGGCUAUAAGUGCUGAAAGUUGGACAAGAACCGGUGAAUAUAACGGCAGUUUAUUCCAUAGGCAGUGAUAUCAACGGUAUUGUGGGGCUUUUCCCAAAGGUGUGUUCUCUGGGGUUGGCAAGUUGUCAAGGGUCACCAGUAGGGUUCUUCAAUGCUGUAAUCCCGACCCAAAAUUUUCUUGCAAUCCCGUAAUCCCGAGGGUUAUUUUUGGUAUCCCACCUCCCAAGCAUACUUUCAAUCCCCAAACUCACCCGAUUUUGCUUUCAAAUCCCGAAUCCUGAGCAUCAAAUAAGGGAAAUCCUGGGUCCCGAAAAAACUUACUUGGAACCCUCGUUGUCCGGUUGCGAGCUUAAGUUGCCCAUCAAUCGUGAAGUUAUACCAUCACCACAGAAACCGAGGCGGAUCCUUACCCUUUGAAAGAUAAAGUUCAGACAAAGAUUGACGAGCUUCUUAACCUUGACAUCAUUGAGAAGGUUUCAGGCCCAACAACCUGGGUCAGCCCAGCUGUGAUAGCUCCUGAGCCAAACAAGGAUGAUGUGUAUAUAUGCGUCGACAUGAGGCAUGCCAACGAGGCAAUUGAAAGGGAGAAAUUGCCGAUUCCUACGGUGGAUGAGGUGCCGGAGGAAAUGAAUGGAAGCGCGGUUUUCUCCAAGCUCGAAAUGAACAUGAGGAUACAUCAAAUUGAGUUUGAGAAGGGGUCGAGGGAUAUCAUAAUAUUUUCAGCUGGUAAUUCUUUGUAUCGUUACAAGAGGUUAAGUUUUGGUGCGAACAGUGCUCUGAACAGUAUCAGAACAUUAUUAGGCACACAAUCGCUAAUUGCCCCUGUGCCACCAACAUAGCUGAUGACAUUGUUGUGCACGGACGGACAACUGAGGAGCAUGACAGAAAUCUGGUGACAUUGCCACAGAGCGAUUACACGAAAGAAACCUAACCAUUAACAAGGACAAGCGCAAGAUUGGAAUGAAUCAAACUGUUUUCAUGGGACUGCUUCGAAGUGAACUGUUGUAUGGAAGUAGAAUCCAAACCAAGAGACCAGGAUACUGAACGGAAACAGAGAAGUGCUAAAGAUGCAAACAAAGGAACUAUGGGGUCUGAUGUGUCGGACGGAGACAAGGUGCUACUGAUGAGGCAGAAAGAGAACAAGUUGUCUGCAACGUAUGAUCCAGAGCCAUGCAGUAAGUUUCUAAGAGAGGAGAUCUGGUGGUCCUUGAGCGAGGCGAAACCCUACUUAAGAGGAACGCAGGCCAUGUGAAAAGGUUCAUCCGACCCGCACCAAGGGAAUCUCAGCAACAGCGAGAACCAACACAGCAACUGGAGCAGAGACCACCAAUGGAACCAGUUAUCCUUACUGACCCUGAACCCAGAGUCAUUCCAGCAGAAUGGCCUGCGUCUGAGCCCACUGCUGAGCCCAGCUUACCGCAGCCUAGUGCUAAGAUGCCAGAACAGGCCGUUGAGCCUCAAAGGUCAACCCAUGAGAGCCAAGCCAAGCUGGCUUAAAGACUAUGUCACAUGAAAGAUUGAGCCAAAGUGGCUUAUUAGGCUACGCUGCUUAAGAGACUAGUUGAUUUUGAUAUAAGGACUUUAAUAACUUUUUUUACCAAGGGCAUUUUGAUGAGAACUAACUACUCGUUGGACUCUUCGAACAUACAAUCCUGGCCAAAAGGUUUUGGGACACCACCCGUUUUUCACGUGUUUUGCUAUGGAAUUUACAGCUAACCUGCGUUACACACUCAUAAACACAGCCUUAACAAGAUUUUCCCUCACCUCCUGCCGCUGAACAAAGUUGAGGUCCUUAGCGUAUGCAAAAUAUGUAAAAAGUGUUUGACUUGUAACACCCAACACGGUUCAGGGGAGGGGGUGUCAACUUGAAUUACAUUUUUCUCACCUGAAACACAAAUUGUCCCAAACGUUUUGACCAGGAUUGUAGCUUUAUUAACACUCCUUAUAGGACUGUUACAGUUCUGGCUUAGAGUUUAUUUGUUAGGGCCUUUCAUUAUGUGUACUGUUUCAUUUCAAACGGGCAGAUGUGGUGAUUGUAUAUUGGGUUGCUUGUGCUUGUAAUGCAUGGUGGGAGAGUGUGAGAAUACAAUAUGGCGGAAUGAAACUUGUCUUGUUUCCUGAGUGUAUAAUCCACCCCUAUCGAGGACUGGUCUGGCGUUCAGACAUUACAAGCCUCAUGAUAAACGCUCUUCAGUACCAGUGGAAUUUAUAACAGAACAAGGUAUUCUGGUAUCCCUACCAGAUUAACUGCAGACAAUCAUUUUUUCUUCAGUGUUUUUAUGGUUGAAAAAUUAAAUUAAAUGCAAUUGUUUAAUUUUUUAACUUACUGUGGAAUAAAUAAUAGUCUGGAACUCUGAAUUAAUUACUAAUUUACCCAGUUUUGACAUGGGAACAGUAGCUUAAACUGACUAACCUUAUCUGCAACAGUCGUGCUGCAAAUUCACUGUCUGUCUUCUCUUUAAAUCCGAAUUUCUCUUUAUACCGUUUCCAGGAGUUAAACACACGUCCUUCUAGGCGAAUAAACUUUGGAGCAGAGGCAGUCAUGUUGCAAGACACUUGUCACCUAACAACAAAAUUAUUGUUAUUACUAAUAAUUUAAUAAAUUAUACAAAAUUACUGAUUAGCACUAGACGGCCCAUCAUCAUAUAUGACAGAGACCUAACUAAUUAACUUACUAAUUAACUAACUUGAAAUUCUGACUAACUAAUACCACCAGCUAAAAAUUAACAGGCAAAAGGAUAGAUCCACUAGCUUUACUACAAACUCUACCAGUCCCUGGCUACCAUAAAAAAAAACAGGAAACAAAAAAAAAGUAAUAAUAAGAUGCAUCAUGAACUUCUCGUAUAAAUGGCAUAAAAAAUGUGUUCGUGUCUUAAAGAAGAGGCGAUGUCUCAGCUAAGGCACUCUUUACAUGCUCGUAUAAACGGUCAUUAGACGUGUCUUAUGUAAGCCGUGUACGUCAAAAAACACUUUGCAGAUCAUAUUUCUUAGCUUACUACCUGGCGCGAAACUGAAAACGCUGACCACAGAGUGACUGCCCCGCAUAUUCCCCGGUCAGGGAGGUGAAGACCAUGAUUUCUAGCAAAUUCCCCUCCUACCGGAAAGGGGAACAAAAAUGGAGUGAUUAUGAAGUGAAAGUCCCUGCAUUACUCCAGUCAUACCCAAAGGGGGGUGGGGGGUUCCGGGAGUUUCAAAUGAAUGGUGCAUAAUUCCAAACACAUUAAAUUGAAAAUGUGCCCGCGCCUAUACCUAAUGGACAUCAAUCUAUUAAGGCCGGGCCAGACCAGCCUCAGCAGACACGAGGCGCGGGCUUUUUAAGUUGUUUUGCAGCAAACAUCUUAACACUUGAAUAUUUCAGAAGUGAUCUAUUAAAUGGGAACGGUCAUUUCAGCCAUUUGCCAAUCGGUAAAAUGGCUAGUGUAACCGCACCUAAUAUGAAGGGAAUCUAUUUCGUGAUGCAGUGAAGCGAUAAAUCGCUGACAUUCGUAGGGUUCGUCACGCGUUCCUGCCCCACAAACGUCUGCUGAAUCGAGCGGUAAAAAACGAAGACCAAUCACAGCAAACUUCCAGAUCAAGGAAAUGCACUUUAGACAUUGACAAAUUUCGCGCGAGACUCAGCUCUAGAAAAGAUCAGAAAGGCCUCGAAAGGUGAAGACCUUAUGUAUUUAACUCACACGCCUUCGUACUAGAGACUCUCACUGAAAAAAUUGCCUCGGAGGUUUAUAGAGGAUAUUACACGGUGGCGAGAAGAUAUGAAUUUUAUGUUCGAGUGGCAAGAACAAUAUCUCACGAGUGAGCGAAGCGAACGAGUGAGAUAUUGUUUUUGCCACGAGAACAUAACAUUCAUAUCUUCGAGCCAACGUGUAAUGUUCUUUUUAUCAUAUGGAGAAACCAUUUCAACAAAAGCAAAAGGCGGGAAUCGAGACGUCAUUGAACGAUACGACACUCACAAAGGUGACAUACGGAAAAUACGCCACUCGGGUCCCGGAUGAAGUGGCGUAUGGAAUCUACGAGUGGUUUAGUUCCCAGUAAAACACUCUCCUCCAUAUAAUAAAAUUUCAUAUCAAACUCAUUGCCACAUUUGCCCUAUGUGAUAUCGGAUAACGCCGACAUCCGGUGAACACUCUAUGAAAGACCUCUAAAAAUACACAAUUUUGGUCAGAAUUAUGUCGUUCUAUCCCAAAGUAUCAUUUCUUUCCACCACCGAAAAUAGGUUGAAAAAUAUGUAAUCUAAUAUCAGGGAGUUUACGCAACGACGACGGCGAUGGCUACGAAAUCGCGUCUUAUUCCCAAAUGUUGGCAAAUUGUUUUGGAGUUGAAUUCUAAAGGACUGCAUCAAAGUUCAGGGAAAGAAAGAGAAAGUUGUUGUCUUUUGUUCCAGUCCUCGACAAAAUGUGAAAUUAGGCAGUUUCACGUUGUAGUCGUCCACCGACGGCAAAAAAAUGUACAACAAAGGGUGAUGCACGUCCAAAGUUGUUGUUUUGCUAGUAUCAGCUUAUUGAUUUUUUGCCGUUCUCGUUGUCGUCGACGUCAUCGUUGCGUAAACUUCCCAUUGAUAACAACCGGGGUUUAUUUGGCCGCGAUUUAGACAUGUAUGGUAGCCCGCCAACGCCAUAGCAAUUUUGUACCUUUAUAAUUCUAACUUUGAAACCUCCUGGGUAGCAUAUACCUGAUCAUUACAAUAACCUAGUAAUGUCCAGGAGUAGAUUCAGGGGAAGAGCCCGGGAGGACCACCCCCCCCCUUGUUUUCAGACCAAGCUGAGGUCCGGAUGGCCGACAAAAUUUUUUUGGAGGUCGGCGCCCCUCCCGCUAUCUUAUGUUCUGGACGACAGGGCCCUCCCCUUAUCGCAAGGUAUGGAUCCGUCAGUGAUGUCCAAUAUAAUUCUAACUUCUCCUGGAUGUCAAUGUCCAUUGCAUUUAUGAUUAUUGUUGUUUAACGUUUUUCAAGUGAGUUUUUUAGUUCGUUAUGUAGCUGACGUGGUUUGCAUUUGAGCAUACUUAAUCAGUGAUUUAAUGUCGACCGUGAAGGACAGUGAAUGGUAAUACCUUUGGAGAUUGUUGCUUUCCUAUUGUCUUUCUUUCCAAUCACAUUACAGGUUUUGCCCUCCUCUUGUUACAAACAAUCAACUAUUUAUCACACAUUAACUUAAUGAAUGCCUUUGUUUUGUCAUUAGCAUUUUUUCUUCCUUUGAUCUUUGGAGUCUAUCAGUAAUGGAGUCUGUCAGUAAUACAAAGCGAAAACGUUCGCUCGAGCAAAAGUUAAACAGCGAGCGAAAUGAUUAUUACAAGAAGCUAAGAAAAGAGCAAAAGAAGAAGAGGAAAAAGCGAAGGGAUGGUUCAGAAAAGCAACUAGAAGCACCAGCAAUCAAAAGAAACACAGAAAGACAGAAAGAAACACAGCUACCAGAGGCAGCAAGGAACGAACCAAAAAAGGUCGAAUUAGCAGAGCGAUCAAAGACUGUCACAGCAACAAACGAGACAAGGAAGGACGAACCACAGGUAGCCCAAGCUCACUAUGAGAGCCGUGGACAACAUUAUCUGCAUUAUCCUACUUAGCUAAUUAAUUAUUCAUACAGCAAGAAAAUUAUAAGACGUUGUAUCGAGAAAUAUUCUUUGCUCACUAAAUUAGCAAAAUGUACAUUGAAUAUCGCUUUGAAGCUUACCUUUAGCGUCUUCUUGGUUUUCUUUGUAUUCUGACUGCAUUUCAGACCUCCUAGGCACUGUUUAAGGCCUUUUUUGGAGCGACAGUUUUUCACCUGUCAUCUGGGUGAAAAACUGUCCCUCCAAAAAAGGCCUUAAACAGUGCCUAGGAGGUCUGAAAUGCAGUCAGAAUACAAAGAAAACCAAGAAGACGCUAAAGGUAAGCUUCAAAGCGAUAUUCAAUGUACAUUUUGCUAAUUUAGUGAGCAAAGAAUAUUUCUCGAUACAACGUCUUAUAAUUUUCUUGCUGUAUGAAUAAUUAAUUAGCUAAGUAGGACAAUCUUGCAUGUUCACGGCUCUCAUAGUGAGCUUGGGCUACCUGUGGACGAACUAGCACAACGACCAGAGACAGCAAGCAAGGAAGUGAAGAAAAAUGAAGCAGUAAACUACUGGCCUCGUCAGUUAAUUGUAUGAAAAGAUGAGUCUUCGAGGGGGAAAUUGAUAUUAUCGGCGGCCUUGAAAGUUAACAGAAAAACGAAUAAGACGAGGACAGAAACAACUAAGAAGAGACGUCUAGCUCAAGCUUCACGAAGCGAGAAAAAGUUCCUAAGCGAUACUGAUGUGACGGAGUUGACAAAUGAGAAACGUGUCGCUGGGGCAAAGCCACUCGGGAGUGGAACGUUUGGAACUUGUUAUCCAGGCACCUUUCGUCAAUAUCGAGUGGUUAUUAAAGAAUAUAAGGCUAGAACCCACAUGAACGGGGAACACGACAUUUUGGAGCGGUUAAGGCGAGCAGCAAGACACGAAGCGCUUGUUAUAAAACAACUAGGCGACCACCCAGGGACUCCUUGGCUGUUCGGUGUAUGCACCGCAAAAAUGCCUGUCAGUAUUGUCAUGAAGUUUCACAACGAUGGCAAAGAAAGUGUGACAAUCUACAAAGCGGCAAAAGACAAGAAAGUGGCAGAAGCAAAGAAAUGGAACGGCAUAUUUUUGGAAACUUCGGAAGCUUUGGAACAUAUUCAUAAUUGUGGAUAUGCCCACAACGAUCUAAAGAGUAACAACGUGGUAUUAGAAAAGAGGGAGGACCAACAGCUGCACCCUGUUAUAACAGAUUUUGGUAACAGUGUGCUGUUAAAGAAGGCAAAAUCUCCCGUUGCCAAACCGGUACAUCAAAGGAAAGCUUACCUGAACUCUUAUAUUGCCCCUGAACUAUUAGACGGAAUAGGAAAGCCGUCUGUUGAGAGCGAUAUUUACGCGUUAGCUUUUUUUAUAAAAGGUGUUUACAUUAUUCUUGGAAAUACUGAUGCUAUUAAAACGUAAAAAGUGCUUUGGCAAAGUCACCUAAAAGUAGACCUCCGAUCUCAGUUUAAAAAAGUGGCCUUUAGCGUUGACAAUUAAAUCUUCCUUUACUAUGUAAUUGUAAGCCUUUAAGAUUUUUUAAACUACGAUAGGUUAGGUAAGUUUAUGAGAUAAGAUUUCGGCGAAUCGCUUAAUUCAUUCAUAGUGGUAGUCACUGUAAGUUGGAAGUAACCAAUUAUGACAAAGGAGAGAUUAAGCGUCACGUUUACGGUAAACGGCAACCGUCAAAUUGUACCACGUGACCAAGUUUUCCCUUUACUUGUUGUCUACUGUUGAUUAUCUAUACACAUAUACAAAUCAGUAGUUUUACGCUAGUUUUAUAUAUGCAAAAUAUUAUUAUUUUGGACAGUUUUAAUUUGUCAUGUCUUCAAGAAAUUGUCAGCUUGAAUCUGCCCUUUGUGGCAAAUGUAGUUCUAAGUUUCUCUAAUGUUUUCUCGUCCCUUGGUCUUGGGUCGCGAGUCAAACUGAUAUUUCUAACAGGUGAAAACGAAUGUCUGUAUACUUUUUCACACGAUAAUCCGAAUGACUUUUUCUCUUUUGUAACAGUACGAGAGAAUACUUGUUUGGCUGAUACUAUUAUUAUACUAUUUUUCUAUUCAGGUUCCCUCUUCUCUUAUAGUAAAUAUUAUUCUGAGUGUCAUACUGUGGAGGUAAAUUACGGGGGCGGGGGGAAAUUUCUAAUUUAGCUGCUUUGUUGUUGUUGUUGUUACUGGUUUUGAGGCGUAUGUUUGUAAUUUAUAAAAUAGUUUUUAAAUACCACUUGCACCUUUUGCUCUGCAAAUUUCAAUUGUAAUUACAAAACAAUUUUUAACAGGCGGUAUGCCUUACAACUUUAACUGAUUAUUAUUCGAAAACGUACAUUUUUCUGUUUCCUAAUUUCUAUAUUUUAUGAAAAAUGUAUACAUAUACAUGUCUUUAAGUGCAUAUGAAAGAAUAAGUUUUGUGGAAGGACUGUGAAGUUCAUUUAAGAAGCUUUAAGAGGAUUUAGUUUUGUGUCUGAAAGAAUGUCAAAUAUUACAUGUAUUUAAUUGCGAUCAUUACAGCUUAUUAAAGCUUACAAUAUAUUUAAUGAACCUUUACAGUGUCAACUUAAAUGAAUGUUAGUCUUUAGAUAGGUAAAUUGUAUUUAAGGCAACCUAAAUAUUCUUAAAGGCAUCUUAAUGGUACAUAUCUACUUUAAGGAAUUUAACGAUCUUUAAGUGUAAACUUAAAUGUAUUCAUUACAUUUAAGUGACUUUUAAUUUUUUCUUAAAGAUAAGUAAAUCUGUCAUUUCGUCCUGUGUAUACAAAACGCCAACGCUUAUCUCUUAAAAAAUUCUUGUCCGGAGCCAGAGCAGCCAGAGGUCCCAGAGCUAAACUCUUUAAUCGCGUAUCACACUCUACCGAGCUAAUGUACGUAUGUGUUUGGCUUGUCAACACUUUGACCUCAAUUCUCCCACAUCUGCACGUUAGCCGGCGAAGCGCAGACGUAUUUCCGGUCGUCCCUUUCGGAGGGAGAGAAGCAAUGACCGGAAAUACGUCUGGGCUUCGCAGGCUAACUGCACGUGAGCUGCAGCUGAUAUUUGUGAACAAUGGGAAAGGAAUAUUUAACCACUCGAUUCAGCCGGGCGUUCGUGGGGCAUGAACGCGUGACGAACCCCUAUUAGAGAGUUUUAGAUCGGAGUUUACCGCGAACCUCUAACCGCGGUUCAUGACUAUAUUCUAACAAAGGUUUUAUUUGUCUUAGUUUGCCUUUCAAAAACUGCAAUAAUGAACCUAGAUCACCGAGAAAGUUGUUUAUUGCACUCAAUCACCCCCGCCGCCAUGACGAGCUUUGAAGCGCGAAAAAAUUUUAUGCAAAUUAGCUGGCUGCACAUUCAAUGUGCAGCCAGCUAAUUUGCAUAAGUAAUUCAAAACCAAAGUCUGACAGCUCUAGGCUCUUGAGGUGUUAGCUGAAUACCCUAGGACUUCCGUAAAUUGCCCACAAAAGAGUAACUCAAGCUACCAUAAACUGAAAUGAAAGUAACCGCAAUAUCCGAUUAAAGCAAGGUUUAAAUCUUUUUCUGCUCGGCUAACCCUCUUCCGAGACACUUACUAUUUUGGUAAUAAUAAAACGCCAUAAACAUUUUACAUUGCGCCUUUUUCAGUCUCAGGCAGUAAGUUAUAGUAUGAAAUGGAGGUAAACUUAAGAAUUCAGUUUUGUGACUGCCCUGCAACUUUGAAACUAUUUAAGCCGCUUCCUAAAAGGCAGGGAAAAUGUUUCUCGUAUACGCUACCCAGGAUACUACAGGAAUGAUUAGAGCAUUUUUACGAGUUAACUGUAGAUUUCAGGUAUACACUACCCAGGAUACUACAGGAAUGAUUAGAGCAUUUUUGCAAGUUAACUGUAGAUUUCAGGUAUACGCUACCCAGGAUACUACAGCAUCGAUUAGAGCAUUUUUACGAGGUAACUGUAGAUUUCAGGUAUACGCUACCCAGGAUACUACAGGAAUGAUUAGAGCAUUUUUACGAGUUAACUGUAGAUUUCAGGUAUACGCUACCCAGGAUACUACAGGAAUGAUUAGAGCAUUUUUACGAGUUAACUGUAGAUUUCAGGUAUACGCUACCCAGGAUACUACAGGAAUGAUUAGAGCAUUUUUACGAGUUAACUGUAGAUUUCAGGUAUACACUACCCAGGAUACUAAAGGAAUGAUUAGAGCAUUUUUGCAAGUUAACUGUAGAUUUCAGGUAUACGCUACCCAGGAUACUACAGCAUUGAUUAGAGCAUUUUUUGAGUUAACUGUAGAUUUCAGGUAUACACUACCCAGGAUAUCUGCAACGCAGAUAACAAAAGCUCAGGAAACAAGGGGACCCUGCAUGAACCAGCGAGGCUGCUUGUUUGCGAAAUUUUUUUGAGAAAAGAGCUGACUCUCUCGAGUGUUGAACUAGAACAGAAUAAUCCAGAAUUAUAAUUUUAAACAUCAAUUGCUACUGAUAUAAUUAUUAAGUUUUCUUACCUGUCUGGAGUCUCUUCCACUGAUGUCAAUGAUCUGGGCGCCAAACAAACGCGCGCGGUACAUAUUUCCCGCCACAAAUAAUUAAAAGCACUUUCAUGAGACGGUGAUCAAAAUGCAAAAGCAAAAUAGGAAAGCCGGCGCCAAAUUGCUAGAGGCUAGCGAUCGUUUGUUGGGCGGCGUGUGAUAGAGUGAAACUGACAAAAUAUCGAGAAAUCUGAACAGAAUCUUUUUGUAAUACAUUAUCAAAAAUUAUGUGAAAUACAUCAUCAGAGAACACGUGCGAAAAAAAUAAUUUCGGCUCGAUAUUUUUUCUCGGUAUUUUUCAUCGAUAAAAAACCGAAACAUUAAAAAUCACGACUUACCAUCAAUUACUAUGCUAAACAAAGCUAAACUUACCAAAGUCGAUAACCAAGUAAGGAUUUCCUACAGAAAUAAUUUGCCACUCUCGUUUAGCAGUGUAGUGGUCGAACUUGACGUAGGUUAAAACUGAUUCGUUUUGCCGGCAUCUUCCCGUUAAAUUAAAGUAGAUUUAACACUUGCCAGGAGUAAUUAGAAAUCUAGCCAUUUUCCUCAUAGCUUCGCAAAUGCAACCAGCGUUAUGCAGUAAAGCGACAGAAACUUUAGCGAAAUAUUCACACGCGACAGUCGCGACAACCUCAGUAAAUCUAACAAAUGAAACAAGAUGCUGAGAGAAAAAAAGGGCUUCAUUGAUUGUUUCCGGCAGGCGGUGACAAGUAAUGUACGAGAUUAGAAGACCUCCUGGUCAGAAUUUUUUUUGUAGCCUAAGCCCGUCAAUGUGCGGAAAUAAAUCACAUUCUUUCGACCGUGUUAGGUUUUAUUUUGAUUCGUUUGAUCUGAGUUCAAUUGGUUCGAUAUUAUAAUCGAAGUAAUGGAAAACUCGUGCGAAAACUGAAUCUGAUGGAAUGAGUUCGAAUGUGUUCGAUUACUUCGUUUAACAUCGAUAAUCAAUAGAACUUAGGCCCGGUUCAAACGCCGACCUUUUCCGUGCCGAGUGAGCCGAACCUAAUUCGAAUGAAGGCCGACCACUUAUUUAGACCGGCUGAAUUGACUCCGACGCCGAUCUUAAUUCCAGCCGUACUAAAUUCCAAAGGAGAAAAAUAUUCAUUUCGGUCAAACUGCCAACAAAAUACUUGAUAACAACUUAUUCAUUUGGUUCGGUACAUGAAAAGGUCGGCGUCUGAAUCAACUGCCGUUCCAAAGUCGAUCCAAAGUCGAAAUUCCCGGCCGGGCUAGGAACUUUUCAUGUACAGUAUUAGGUUGGGCUCAUAAAACGUUCACACGCGCGCCGUACUUUUCAUAAGCUGAACCUAAUUCGAAGUAAGGCCGACCCAAAUAACUUACACCGGCUGAAUGACCUGUAUUCAUUAAAAAGCCGAUUCAAAAGAUGAAAAGUAUUCAUUUCGGUCAAACUGCUUACAAAAAACGUUAUAAUAAUCUAUGCAUUAGGUUCGGUACAUGAAAAGUUCGGCGUCUGAAUCAAAGCCGUUCCUAAGUCGCUCCAAAGGCGAAAUUCCCGGCCGGACUAGGCGAAAAGAGCACCUGAGCCGUUUCAACUUGAAGCAGGCGUACCAAUUUACUACAAACGCCGAACUUUUCAUGUUCGGCAACCGGAACCGGGCCUAAAGAAAAAGUGUCGUUCGAUUAUGUACGUGAUGCUCAAUCUGUGGACUGCUUUCAAGAACUACAGAAUCUCGCAAACUCGAACCCUUAAGGGAAACGAAACAAAAGUUAGAUCAAGUUAAUGAGAAUUAGCGGGAUUUCGAGAUCGAUACUAGGGAAAAAGUUCAUUGAAAAUACAGCCAAAAGCGGCGAUUGAGUAGAUUUCAUAACGCCGAGUUCUAUUGUAGUAGUUAUCGAACAUUUGAUCGAAAAUAAUUACAAUCCUCCUCUGAGAAGCUGUAAAUAUAAUGAAGAAAGUGCUUAAACCUCACAAAUUACCUUUUGAUUUGUUUUUUCCUUCGACUCCUGGGAAUUAGCGACAACUAGAAGUGAACUUCUUUGUUGUUCCGGGUUGUUCCGGGUUCUUUGUUGUUCCGUUGUUCUUUCCCGGGUAAGGACAAAAUAUGGGUAGGCCACGUGGUGGGCCAUUGUAUAGGCCAUGGCAGUGUGAGGGUGGUCAAUUUUUUUUUCCAUAUUUAAAACAUAGGGAACCCACGCUCUUAUUCGUAAACUGCAAAUGGAAAUUAAAUAAGAGGUUGAAUUUUACCAUUUUUAUUUUAAUUUCCAUUUGCAAUUUACAAAUAAGAGCGUGGGUUCUAGAAUGCCUCGGGGGUUAUAUUUUUCAAAGGCCCUUUUUGAGGGGCUUAUUUUUGGAGGGGCUUAUCUUCGGAGGGGCUUAUCUACGGAGGGAAAUUUCCGUUUCAAAAUCGAUUGGGCUAACUUAUACUAGGAAGGAAAUUUACCGUUUUUGCUUUGUUUUACUUUGUAUUUGAAGACAAUUUCCAAGUACAAGCCUCAGGGGGGUUGUGCUUAUAUUUGGAGGGGCGAUUUGACGGAGGGUUUUUUUUCGUUACGAGUUUGGGGGGCUUAUAUUUGGAGGGGCUUGUACAUGGAGGGGCUUAUUUUCGGAAUUUUACGGUAUAUCAUAAUAAAAGAUGCCAAGAAUUCCUCUCCAACAAUAAAUGAGUUAUUGCUGUCGCGCGCGUGUCAUGAAGUAAGAGGUUGUUCGCGGUCUAGUUUUUAGGCAAUUGUUACAAAGACGCCAAAAAAAAUGGAAUGCUACGGAAUUUUUCAGAUUAAAAAACAAAAAAGCAAAACAAAAACAAACCAAACCGCGCGACCUGAAGAGUCAGGGUACGCUCUUCUGGUCAGCGGUCUUUAAUAGCGGAGCUCCAGGGGCGGCGUUUCGCGCCGCGCGUGGGCAGAACCCCAUAGCUAAGGAAAUGUCGUAAUCUACCCAUCCGAGAAAAUUUCGUAAUCACGUGACCGUACACCGAGCGAGCGAGCGACCGUCCGUCCGCACCACAGGCAUACCCAUGUAAAAUAACUCAAUCAAGAGGUAUGGGAACCCAAAUGCAACUCCAAGUUUUAUUUGGAAAGAAAUCACAUGGCCGCCCGGACGUUUAGAGAGAAAAAAGUCGUGUCUUUUUCGGCAUUAUUUUUUUUUAUGUUUACACUAACGUGGAUAACAGAGAAAGAGCUAGAGCGAGUUACUGAACUCAAAGGAGACGAAUUUCAUAGGAAGAAAAACAUGGAAAUUCAAAGCGGCGGUGAGAAAGUGAGAAAUGCUAGUGGCCAGCAAGGUGAAAAUGAGCGGCAGUAAAAAAUAAAAGCGAACAUGAACACAGGAAACAAAAUAUUGGGUAAGCACAUGCGACAAUUCCUCCAUAAAAAUAUUGUGUAACUAGGAAGUUUGACGUUUUAGUCGUACAAAACAGCGUUGUAGUAAUGCAAAACAACGGCAAGGGAAAGACAAAAAAGCGUGCUGCAUGUGCAAAUUUGUUUUUUGCUAAUUAGAAGAAAAAGUGUGCUGCACACACAAUUUGUUUUGUUGCUAAAUAGAUCUAUUGGUCUUGAAGCCAUUUUCAUUGUCGUCCCCGUUUAGCAUUACACGAUUUAAUUUUUUCUUGUUUACACGUAUUAUUAACCAGAGCUUGGCUUUUAGCCCUGGCUAAAUCUAUAUAUUACCUACUUGCCCUUUUGCAAGCACAAAGUAACGGAGAAGAUAAUGUUCAAGUAACAUUUUUCAUUCUCUUAUGAAUUUUGAAAAUUAUUAAUAAAAAGAACAGACUAAAAUACUACGAUUUGUUUACAUGCCAGUACAACGUUAGUGCUUUGGGGUUGAAGUUAACGCAAUUAAUGUCCUCAGUGAGGCAGUAGACUCACAGUUCCCCGGGACGUAAGGAGUUAAGUAAAACAACCGGCCAUGGCAAUUUAGAACCACAAGUAACAGAAAGGAAGCAUUUUAUUCGUCUGUCACCUUUAGUUGAUCGACUGAAAACCAAACCAGUAAAAUUUUAGUUCUAAAUGAAAAUUUCAACUGUAUUUUAUUCUAACGGGUCUUUCCAAACUUUAAUAAAAAGUGCAAAACAUUGCAACAGGAACGAGCUACUUUUUCCUUUGCAGCUUGCCGUCACGUGACCUGUAUCAUGAAAAAUUUACAUAAUUUAGUGAAGCAAUUCAAAGCAAAAUUACAAAUUAAUUUUAUAAAUCACUCAAGCGUGUUAAGGGAUGGCCUGGCUUGAGCCUAACAUGCAUAAUACCUUGAGAUGAUCAAAACUUUGUGAAAAGUUACUAGAAAACGUCUAAAAUUUGCAGCCUUAGACAAAUCGGUAACCUUGAUUUUCUUAUUACGCAAGAAACCAGAUAUUUGUGUCACGUGACACAUUAAGGUCAAGUCCAGAAAAGAAAAGAAAAGAAAUCAAAUAGGGCAUUUCUCUUAUUGUAUCAAUGUUCGUCGCGUGAAAUGCGGUUGACAUUCAUUUUCUCCAGGGCUAGCUCCGGGCCUUUAGGAUGAUUUUCGAUCAGAAGGUACGAGGAGAAGGGUGAAUCUUUCGACCUUUUUGCUGCAAAGUUUGAAAGCGGAGCGAUGCAAUGUUCGGGGAAAAAAUCGCUCCGGCGCUGGAACCCUUUCAAAAUAAGGAUUCCUCCCUUGUCCUUCCAUUAUAAGGAACAAUAAACGGUGAACUCAAAAUCGUUCAAAAUCGCUCAAAAAACAGCUUUUGAGGCAAAAAGAGGACAACAUAUCGCAGGUAAGGUAAUUCAACGUUUAUUUAACAUUGAUUUAUAUACAUACUUAGUGAUGUAUCGCUAUUGGUGAAGCAAACGGUAAAUCCAGUACAUAUACAAUAAAAUUAGUAGUAAUCGGAGCUUAGGAGAGUGCGUUCGAUGUGCUUGUUAGGCGUACAGCUGGCAGUUUGAUCAUGGUAUAUUUUAAACGUAAGGACUGCUUACAGCGAAACCUCUAUUUAAACUGUGUAUCAUUACUGGAAAAAGUCUUGAAGGCUAGUGAUAUCGCAUGGUUCGUCUCAACAAGUGCAGUAAUUUGUCGAGUUGUUGAUUUCAGUGAGUGGAGCUCCUGCGGGUUGUUUAUUAGUUUAGCUUAACUACAGAAUACAGUGCCACUUCUCUUUAUUGCUGAGUGGCUCGUUGGCUCGCCAGUCGAUUCAAAGUAUAUCAUUCAUCCGAAUAAAUAACAUAGACCUAAAAUGUUCGUUUGUCCGAUGCCCAAAAUAUCAAAUGAAAUGGCGCCGCCGAGCUUCACAUCUCGGUAGAUUAACUUUGUGGCACAACGGACGCCGAGCUACACAAUUCGGCAGCUUUAUUUUGUAAAGUGAGGCAAAAUGUAUGCUAGCCUCAAAGCGAGGCAAAUGUGUGUCGACACAAAUGCCAUCUCAGGACACCCAACAGAAAUUAGGAGUUGCGUUCUCGUACCUCGAACGUAAUUAGCAAUCUAACUUACCUCUAUCACGUUACUUUUGAAAUUGUAAGAGCUUGUUAGUUAGUAUUUUAAUAACUUAGUGUCCCGGCAAUUGUAACUUUUGAUCUGUAUUUUUUCGAAUGAAUAAAAACAUUGACAUUAUUAUUAUUAUUAUUAUUAUUAUUAGUUUGAAUUAUUAUUUUAAAUAGUUUUUAUUUUUUUUAUUAACUUUUUGAUGCUUUUUAUAAUUGUUAUUAGUAGUCUUUAGAUAGUCAUUUUACGACAAUUUUCUUUCGUACACAAGAAGAAUGUACAUAGGGUAUAUAUUUUAAUAUUUCAUAUUCUUGAAUCUGUAAAUAGUCUAUUUUUUUUGAAUCUAUGAAUAAAGUUUUGUUUUAUUAUUAUUAUUAUUAUUAUUAUUAUUACUAUAUUAAUACUGCCUAGGAUUUUUCUUUUUUUGAGGACGGCUAAAAUUUCCAAAUGACCGUUUCAUUCAUGUACAAUUUUCGAAUCUUAUCAUAUGUAUUCCCUACGAUUUUCUGAAGUUUAAUUUUCACAAUUUACUUCCCAAGGUAGGCUAUUUAUCGUAGAAAAAAAGGGAACCUAAAAUAUUCGGAUUCAAAAAUGUGGUGGCAUUAAGAAUCAGAAAAUGUUUCACUUUAGAAAUACGUCAAAUUUUAUCCAAAUUUUUCGGGAAAAUAAUACUCAAGCCCUUGUAGGGAUAAGACCUCAAGUUCCCCUAGGAUUACAGAACAGAUACAAAUUUUAUAGCGCGGCUUAGAAUGUAUAGAUAUCUAAAAGUACUCUGCUGGAUAGCCUAAAAAGUGUUUUCAAUGUAUUUAGGAGGAAACCAUCGUUGGGUGCCCUUGAGAUAGGGAACUGAACAGCCAUAUUUUCCACUCCCAUGAGGCUUUAAUUGAAUUUUGUGCUCUUGCGCUCCCUCGAAGAAAUAGGGAACUUAAGCACCACACGUUCUUUAUUCACUACGGCAUGGCUGGCCGCGCAGAACUGGAAAAGGGACGCGGUUUGCGUGCCAAAUGCAAAUCAUUAAUCAAAACGACGUGAAAACGAACGCCGACAGAAUAAUUCAGAAACAUGAUUUCAGACGAAGAAUUUCUACUUUUGUAUGACAAAUACUCUUCGAGAACCCAGAAUUUGAACCCCUGAUUUCAACCGGAGAACUCGCGUUUUAAAGUCCGUGACCGCAGCUCAAGAACGUCUUGACAUGCGCAGUGGUUGUCAUGCUGUAAAAAUACUUCCGGUUGGCGUCCGUGGUACCAAGAACAUCUGGUGCUUAAGUUCCCUAAUAACGCCCAACAACCAACCUUUGAUGGCUGCCGUCCGGACGAAACACGUAACGAUGGUCUUUCGAAUCGAGUUACCACUCCCGUUCACAAAUGUUCUCCCAAAGACAAUAUGCAUAUCGUCAGUGUAAUCAGGCUGUUUAAUGAUCUUUGUAACAUGCAUGGUCAUUUUUUCUUCCUAUUUGGUUCUUUUUAACAGAAGUUUUCGGCUUUGAUUCCAGGAACCAAGAUCAUUAGAGGGUAAAUCUUCUGGGUCCUGUGGCUGAUCACCCGAAAUGAUGAUGAAAAUCUCGCGCUCUGUGUAUAGCAAACCAAUAAAGGUCAGACGAUGAGACCAUUAGUCAAAACUUCAUUAGAAAAUUAGAGAUUUUCUUUAACUCUUGCCUUCUGCUACUGCCAUACAGAUGUGAUGAAAAAGCAAUCUUUGUUGACCCGUGACUUGUAAUGGCGCGAAAUUAUAUACCACGCCGCCACCCACCCCUAGCUAGGAUGAUGUGCAGAUAAUUGUAAAAUCAUAAAUACAUUAUUUACAACUGGGAACCUAUAAUUCAUUUAAUCUAAAAUUAAAAGAUCGGCAGCAUAAGUAUUAUGAGAAAUUAUCAAUAGGCUUUACUUUUGUUUUGGAAAAUUGACCAUCGCACACCAUGGCCUACACCACGGUUCACCCGAUGGCCUAAGGCCAUGGCCUAUCCCAUAUUUUAUCUUUACCCGCAAAGAACGUUAGUUGGGAAAAGAGACUGAAAUCACAGAAGUAGCUGGCUUAAAUAGGCAGAAGGACUUCCCUGAGUUUUCCACACGAUUCUGUAAUGCCCUUGGGGGCUACAUGAAUAUCAGCGUUUGGUGCAGGCACUCGAAGUUACACUGUAACAGUGAAAAUAACUUACAGGUGUUUGACUGAAAUAAACUCCAGGUAUUACGGACUCUCGCAAAUGAAGACACUAACCCAAGGUCCCUACAGUGUCCCCUGUAAAGGGAGUUGACUGCAUAAGCAUUUGUGAUUCAGGAUUUUAAAAUGAAAGUUCGCUUUGUACGGAGAAAGUAAUAAAGCCGUCUAAUAGACUGAAUUAUUAUGAUGGAAAAGGUUACAGCCUUUGAAUACAAAAUGUACUGACUUCAUCAUCAGUGAAAAAGUCUUGUGACUACUAUUCACUUGAGAGUUAGGAUGUCGGCAAGAAGCCGCCUUGGAUGUAGACUGUUCACAGUCCCCUAUUUUUCUGUGAGAUAGUCGAGAUGUAGCGCGUCCCACCAUUAAUGGCGGCCAUCUUGAUUUUUUAAUGUACUGAGGGGGCAGGCGUCGGGUAUUAUAAGUAGUUUUUCAGCACUCAUGCAAGAUGGCAGCCCGUAACGCAAAGCGCUCGAUCUCGACGAUCUUACAGGAAAAUAGGGGACUGUGAACAGUCUACCUUAGCCUGCGUGGCAGGUGUUAAAAGGGGAAGGGGGAAUUUGGGCGCGCGAGAGCGCGUGGGGCGCCCGAGGGCGAACGCCUGCCACUCAGGCUAAGUCUGACCUUGGAUACUUCCGUGCAAUCUCGCCUGCUGGGCGGGGCGAACACCGCGGCAAAACGUCUACGCAUGCGUCAGGUUAAGCAUUUCCGGUCUCUUUUUCAGUCACACUUUCCAGUCGGAUCAAAGUCUCCCACGCGCUCUCGGCUUCAUUCUGCGUGCAGGUUGUGGCUCAGUUGUUCUGCUUCAUGCUGCUCGUGUUUUUGACUAUUUUGUAGUUAUUGAAAUUGCUUUUAUGGAUAACCAGGCACAGAUCACUGAAACAAUUAGUCGAUUAGAUUCAGAAAAGGUAAGAUGAUAAUAACUCAGUGUGUAAUUUUGGCUAGAGCGUCAGGUAAAGUGUACCCUGCCAGCAGAGUCGCGUCGAUCUUUCCUAGAUAAGUCGGGAAAGAGGGUCCCGACUUAUCUAGGAAGAUCGAAGGAGAGUCUGUUCACAGGGUAGGUAAACUGAUUUUCAUUCACGAAAACAAAGUUUUUGACUGUUAUUUUCCGCUUAACCUGGCUGAAACUAAGAUAUAAAAAGGUAUCAUUGCAAUCUUGUGUAUUGUAGUUCUAAUUUUCAGUUCUUCAGUUUCUCAGUCUUCAUGUCUUAAAGCCGAUUCGAGCUUUAUUUGGAAAACGACAACACACAAUCGCUUUGUACUUUUAUUUACCAGUGAGUUUUACCGUGUUUUAAAACGAAACUCUUCUGAGUUGAUUGCCAUGAAAUAUAAGCUUAAUUAUACUGUUGAGGCUGGCAGCAAGUUGACAACUCUAUCUAUUUUUUUCAUUCUCAGAAUCAGAGAGCGAAAGCUGGUUCGAUGGCUUUUAGAAGUCGAAAUUUUCAUGCCAUGUAUUUAGCAGCUGGAAGUUUCGUGUUUGCAUGAGAUGCAGCCGAGCCGCACAGUCUGAAAUUAUUGAAGUCUUCAACCAAAGAACAACCAUGUAAAAGAAUUAAAUAGGCAUUUUGUGAAUGAAAGUCAUUUAUGCAUCAGUCAAAUCCACCUACGCCCAGGCCCCCCCCCCCGGGCUGACCCCCGGGAAUUAGCAUUUUUUUUGCCUUGGAUGGCAAAUUCCCGGGAGUGGGGACUCUUGAGCUGGCAAAUCCCCCGGGGUGGGGAAGAAAAAAGAGGGCAAAUGCCCCGUCCUCCGUCAACAGUGCAACAUUUUUUAUUGAUCGCACAGUCCAAUAGUGCCAUUUUAAAGUGCGAUUUUUUGUUUAAAUUAACGUCUUCCUUUGUAAUAGCGCUAGGAUUCUAAUUAAGACUUCACGCCGCGACGACAUGCACCAGUUUAUGGUUUUAGUAUUGAUAUAAAAAUUAUUGACAUUAAAACUAAUAGAGCGCUGUUAUAUGUUAUGAAUAGUUUUAUAAAUAUGAAAGGACUGAAAGGGUUUUCUUCAAAUAAUAUCAACAGAAAUUUGAUUCAAUAACCAAAAAACGUUGAUUCACAUCGAUAGCUCCAAUUUCGCUAUGUAAUUCUGGCUUCAUAAGCAAUGAAGAAAUACAUACAUACAUGUAAAAUCGAGAACAUGCCUUUACAACCCUCUACAAUUUAUUCCUGUCCUUGACAGAUGAGCCAAUCUGCCUUUUUUCCAGUAAAACCUUCUGUGUAGUUACAUUCUGAUAGGAAACCGCGUGCAUGUCAAAAGCUCGGGAAUGCCCCGGGGGUUGGCAAAUGCCCGGCCCCCGGGCAGUGCAAAAUUUGCAAAUGCCCCAGCCCCGGGACUGACAAGGCGGGCAAAUGCCCCGCAGUAGCCCGGGGGGGGGGGGGGGCUGGGCGCAGGUGGAAUUGACUGAUGCAUUAUAGGCAUGUUUAGUUUCCCGGCACUGAAAAUUCUGGGUGUUCGUGACUGCAGUCAUCAAAGUCGAAGAUGUUAUUAAAUAUCCCGCCCAUCUUCUGAUUUGAGUUCUUGUUUUCUCUGAUAAUACUAGUAAAAGUUGACACUACAGCUGCCCCCGCUCUGUAUAUUGUCGGUCAAUAGCAUUCUUGCUCGUUGUGUAGCUCUUUGAAAUAUACCGAUUCAUAAGGAAGAUUUUCACACAUAUUCCAUACAAUAGGUGAGAUAAAUACAGGAAACGUAAGGUUCCAUGCACAGUUCCAGGUCGAUUUACACAGCUUUGAUCAAAAGAUUCUCAGUUUCGAGAAUAGUUUAUUCUAAACCAUACUAGGAAAGAUUUAAUUAGAAGUUGAAUUUUUCACUAUUUCUCUUUCACUUUUUACAAUCAGUUCAUUUUAUUUGCCGGAAAGGAAGCCUUAGAAAUUAAAAGGACGUUUGGUCAAUUCACACUCGCGCAUUCUAGUCUUAUUUUAAACUUUAUAGCGGAAGGACAUCUGUGAGCAGGGAAUAAAUCAGCACAGAAUUUGAUUGUCGGCGAAUUUUUGUAAUCGUCCAUCGUCCAUCGUUCUGCUACUGAGAAACUAGCUAGAGUUGUUCACUCGUCUUGCUUGUUUGGGGCUGAGUCUUAUCCCGGUCAAAGAGAGAGAAAGAGUGUCCGGCAAGGUUUCCAAUGAAAGAUUUGUGAACUCGUGUCUGGCAAACUCUCCAAGUGUUUAUAUAUACACAGUUAUUCGCACCUUAUAACUUCUUCUGCUCUUAACGAGUGUCGUUAAAAUUUUGGUCCAUAACUUUCACUGAAACAACUGCUCCACGGAAUGUCACUGAUAACACGUAACGCAAAAGAGUGUCGAAUUAUGACUGCACAAUAAAUGUCACAAAAUCUACCUAAGCGGUCCCUUAGGGAUGUUCUGUCUUUACGUCAUCCUAACCAUUUCAGGGGUGGCGAAUGGUUCUUCAAAAACUCUGGGUCUCGCAAAAUUUUUAGUCGAAUUUCACGGGUCUCGCAGUCUCGUUUUUUGAGCAGUUAUGUGCGUCUCGCAGUCUCGUUUUUUAUACGAAGGUGUCUCGGAGUCUCGAUUUUUUGCAAUGUUUAAGGGUCUCGAAGUCCCGAUUCGUUGGUUUGUAUUUUUUUCAAAUGACGUCUUCUCGUCACUUGAUAUUGAAUUUCAGUAACGCAACUUUCAAUUUCCGAGAAGAAGUUCAUCCUAACUUCUCCUAAAUUGUCUGAAUUCCACAAAAAGCUAGAAAAAUUACCGCAACGUCAUUUUGGAGCCAGAAAAACAGUUAUUUUGUUGUAGCAUAUCAUAACGUAGUGUUAUAGUCGAAUUUCCAGUUCCAGCAAAUACACAAGCUUACACAGAAGCUGGCCAAAAGGCUAAAAGGGGAAUGAAGAAACCCACACAACCCACGAUAGCUCAUGAUGAAACCCACGAAGUCGGAGAACUUAUCGGUUGUCCCCUGUGGAACUGUAAAGGCACAAAUAUUCCCAGUAAAACAAAAAAGUUACUAUUACUCACCUAACAGUGCCCUAGUGCCUCGUACAUGGACAAUUGAAUAAGAUAUUUCCAUCAUUCUUCUUGUCAUUUGUUCGAUGGUCAUCUGGAACCCUUUUAAUAAGUUUUAAUUGUUCUCUGUUCUCAAUUCAUCCAUGCAAUCGGACGAGUUCUGAGACUGAGUGUUAACGACUUUUAACCAAAGCAAUAAAAGGGGGUGGUAGGCCUACACGACUUUUACCUCAUGCCAAAAUGCUGCAUAUUCCAAUAAAGUUGUUUUUACCUGCUGGGUAGAUUAUGCUCUGGAAGGUUCUGCAUUUAUACUGAGCAAAUGUUAUUUUAGCCGCAUGUUUCACACUGAGAGGUCAUGACAUACAUAUCGAUUGACUGUAGUUAUUGUUUUCUGGUCGGCAGGAUUUGCCCUCUGAUGCAAGCGCAUUUUCUUUGACCUCUUUUGAAGCGUAAAGCUUUUUUAUUAGGGCUGAAUAAGGGUUCCAAUUUUCUCCAAAGUGCCUUCUGGAUCUGAAUAACUAAGCGAUUUUCUUUAGUCCGUGAGUGUAAUGUUUUUCUGCAAUGCUGUAUCCCGCUGGGCCCAGCUCAUCAGUUUUCUUUGCAGAAUGUUAAAUUAUCACGGAUAGUGACUUACAGAUCCAAAAUUAUAAGAGUGAACUGCAGCUUAAACUGAAGCUACAUAAACGUACUAUGGAGAAUUGAAUUGAAUUGAAUUGUUCUCCACACUAACCUCAUCAGUUGCCGGGUUGGCUUUGUGCUUAGUUGCUUUUGCAAAAGCAACUUUAGUUGUACUUUGUUGUGGCAAGAACGGUACAGCCGUUCUGUCUAUUGAGCUUUGAACUUGAACAUAAAUACCCACGUGGCGGAUCGAAAUUCUUGUUUUCCUAUUGGCUACUGAACGUAACCAAUUGCGGAGUGUGUAUUUCGAUCCUCUUGUGCUUCGAGCUAGAGAUGUGUUUUCUUGGAUAGCAUUUCGUGAAAAUUUAAGCACUUUCUUUUAUGGGAGAGUUUGAGUUUGAUUUCCCAAGACCGAAGGCACAGCUGGACUCGUGAAGAUUCACUUGUUAGUCUUAACUUAACCAAGCAGAUAACCGCCCGCAGAUUUUUGUCGGGCAUAAAUUAUCUAAGCUUAUCUAGUCAGUUCGGCCGCAUUGCGGCCCGUGAUGGAAGAUGAUGUGGAAUUGAUAAAUGACACUUAAGAGAACGUCAGAGACAAUCGAAAGCUUAAAAAGUUCACAACGAGAAACGCUAGAGACAAAACAGUCAGGCAAAUAACGACAGCGACACCAGUCUCUGACGAAGCCAAGCAAAAUUAAUUUUUUAGAUGAGCUAAUUCAUGGGUAAGCAAACCGAACUAGCAAAACUUGCGUGACAAAUUGCAGGGUAUCAACGGAAACCAUCCAGCCCAACAUGAACAUGAAUGUUUCCACUCAACUAGCUUCAACUGAGUUCAAACACAGCCACGCAUUCUUUUUGACGACUUCCAGACAAAUGUAAGUGACAGCGCGUCAGUCACAAAAAAAUCAAAGGCAAACGACCAAGUGUAACCUCCUGACCGGAAAUUAGGUCAUGGCCAGGAAAAUAAUAGAGUUUAUUGACUGUUGACAGGUUUACAACAAAAGCCUCCUUCGUAAGACUUUUGUACAAGUUAAUUCUAGCUCAUUGUCAUAUCUUCUCAUAGCUCUGAACCAAAUCUGGGGCUCAAAUUUUUAGAAGAGUCUAAACGUCUCGCGCUCGCACUCAAAACACUUUGAAGUCUCGGUCUCGCAAUCUAAAAAGUCAAAAUGUCUCGGGCUCGCAAAGAAAAACGCCAGUCUCGCCGUCUCGCAAAGUCUCGCAUUUACCAUUCGCCACCCCUCAUUUCGUACUUGCGGGCGCAAACAAUAGAAACGUCAUCAUUACCUACCGAUUCCUCGCGGCCCCUGUUCAAGCAAAUCGAGAUUUUUUUCUAUAUUGACUGUAUGACUGUAUAUUUCAACUGUGAGAAUUUUUCUUAAUAUACGCGCGAGCUACUAGAGUGCCUCCUCGGGAUUUCGCCUUCUGGGCGAAAUCCCUGCGGGGGCAAAAAAAGUUAUUGAACGGACUAAAAUUUUAUUUCCUGGUUUCAGUGUUAAUGAUAAUGAAGACGUCUUUAUUUUGGUUUCUUUCAUAAGCAUUGUUAUUCUUUUCUUAGUUGUCGCCUUCUCCCAAAUACAAAUUCGUCUUGUCGAGCGCUCGCGACCUGCAAACUUCAAACAUUUCACCGUUGUUGCAAACAGAUAUUAAACCAUGUGGUGCAAAAGUUUGACGCUAAUAUAAGCUUUCGAAGGAAGUGAAUUUUUUCUCCCCCUUUUUUGUCUGUCUCUCCCUUUUUGCUUUAAAACUUGGUGCGAGGGCAAUGUUAUGCUUACGCAAUUAGUUUAUAUACCUGACCGAAAAUAAAAAGCUGACCGGAUGUUAAAUUUUGUGCUCAUGCGCAGUGCGUUUUGCCGCGGUGUUGGCGGGGCGGGGGGAGGAGAGGGUUUAUUACGGAGCCCCUGAAACCCUGCCCAGACUACGCCCCUAAAUAUUACGUAACAAGUGGCUCGAAGAAAUCUGACAAAUCUGCUAUCUUGACUGUAUACAUCUGUAAAAUAUAUUCUUGAUAGUUGUCCAGCCAUAUGCUGUUGUUCAAUUCGAUUUUUGAUUACUUUGGUGAAUGGUUUCUUUUGGGAAUUCUAAGUAAAUAACACAUUUUUGGUUCAAAUUUGCCCAUCACCGACACCCUCUUUCGCAAUAUUUCUGUGGCUCAUAGACAUUACAAAUCAAUGACAACAAAGUGCCUAUUUGAGGAAUGUCAGAAGUAGCCUAUCACAGCGAGUGUUCUCUGAACCUUUACCCGUGCUACAUGAUUUUUACACGUGCACGUGGAUGUCAACCAAUCAGCGAUGCUUAUUACCAUUCAUGCGUGAACGCUGUGAAAGCGAGGCUGCAUUUGUAUUUUCACGGAUGUUAGGUAAAUUUGUAAGAAAAUUUGAACACAUUCUCCUGAAUCUUUCUUUUACCACUUCUCGCCACUCUGUCGCUUCGAUUCCUUAGGCCUUUGUUGAUUACAUCUCGAGAGAUCUGUUCAACCAUGGCAGAAACAACCCAACGAGUUCUCAAUUUCUCGCCUGGUCCAGCAAAGCUACCCGAAGAAGUAAGUCAGUGGAUCGCGUACAAUUUUUCAGUUUGGAGCAUUUCGAGCAUUUCUCUCCCGAACCUUGCAUUUUUCCUUCGGUCACAAUGCCUUCUUCCUUUAUUCCUAUGUUUUCUUUUACGAUUUCAAUUGAUGUCUGGAAGUAAGCUUACGUAUUAAGUCAGAUAACAUUUAAUCGUGGCGACGAUUUCCCUUGGAUUAUGUAAGACGAAUAGGCGCACACAAGGUCCACAAGAAUGUGUGAAGACAGUUUUAGAUCUCAGUCGAAGAUCAGUUGUGUUUGGAUUCCUGUUGUUAAUAGCAAAGUCUUUCUCGCUCAGAUAUAAUUCAUAGCCUGGUAUACUGGAAUAACGUUGUUUGAAAGUAUCUCAGUUGCUGUGCACAUCCGUGAAACUAACGAAAUUGGCGCGUUUCCCUAAUAUGGGGAGAAAGAUGAAUGCAUUCCCUAAUAUGGGAGAUAGCAAAACAUCGAAGGGAGAUUCCUUGGACUCUGUAGUAUAACAUCAUGUACUACAGCAAUGGAGCGAUUAAUUUAAAUGUUGUUAUUUUGUCAAUGAAAUGCUCGGAGAUGUUAUGGAGCGAAGAGUGUUGCCGAUUUCGUACUUCGAUUUCAGUAACGGCGUGCGCGUCGAGGCGAAGCGAAGAAACGGCAGAAAUUUAAGGUGUGCUUCGGGGUGGAGGUAGUUUAAUAAUGAGCAAUUUCUCAUCGGGUUACGAACAAAAUCAUUGUAAAAAGUUGUUCACAGAUGAUCGUUGUGAUUUAAAGUUAAUCCUUUUUUCGUUCUUACUCAUAAGUUUUCUUGCAUAAAUUGGCUGAUGCAAUACUUCAAACCUGAUACGAGUUUUGUGGGUUAUGGCUACUGCCAGAUGUCAAAACACUUAUCCCCAGUCCAUGGACUAGCCCCACGGGCUACCUAUAUGAACUGCCCUUAAAUGGACUAUGGCGCUCAAAUUUAGUGAUUAGGGUUAGGACACUGAGUGAAUCAAGUUUCAGAUCAGUUUUCCCAGUAUAUUGAACCUAAGUGGAACCUGAUUCACUCAGUUUCUUAACCUGAUAAUCACUAAACUUCAGUGGCAUAGUCCAUUUUAGGGUAGUCCAUAGACUGAGGGUCAGUGUUUUGUCCACCACCCGUUUUUGUGUCAUCAUGCAACUCUCCUCCUCACAAAUGGCUGCUCACAUUCUUGGAAAAGAAUAUCGUUCGAAUGUGAGCAGCUGUUUGUGGGAAGGAGCGUUGUACGGCACUGAAAAUGGCUGCGAGGGAGAUUAUGGCCCAAGAGGAGUGUCUUGUAAACUUGGACAAAUAGAAAAUAAAUUUUUUGGUAUGGUUGUCUCUUCUGUAUCCGAAGAAACCAUUAUUAAUCUCAUAACACUUUUGUAUUGAUUUGUAUUGGCUACGUUUAGGUGAGCAGCUUUUUUCAAGUCUCUUAGUACCUGUAAUUAAUUUGCUCAAAGUACAGACAAUAGUAGUGUUUGGAAUAUGCUGAGAUGUAAAAAUCAGUCAUCAAAAAUAAUCAGAUUUACCCAUCCGGCAACCAAUCGAUCUUGAGUUACUAUGAUUAACGUUCAUUGUUUUGUUUGGUUUUUUAGGUGUUGCUCCAAGCUCAAAAGGAGCUGCUGAACUAUGGAAACCUUGGAAUUAGUGUUAUGGGUAGGUUGUUAAUUGUUUGAAAAUAUGUUUUGUACAUUGCUUCACACAGGAUAAGUUUUUUCUUCUUUAAUUUAUUUUAAACAAACUUACAUUAAAUUUGUUAUUGCCUUUUCUAGAGAUGAGCCACAGAUCUGCUGACUUUGCAAAAAUUGUCAAUGAUGCUGAAAGUGACCUUAGAGAGUUACUGUAAGUUGUCGACAUGUAAUGAGGUUACUUACGCACUAAUACAUGAAAUAAUUUAUAAUACUUGCAUUCUUCAAAUACAGGCCUUCUGAUGGGGAACGAUAAAAAAUCAGAAAUGAUGCUGCAUUUUCAAGGCAGAAUGUUUAAUUUAAGUUAGAAUUUACAGUUUACUUUACUUGACUGUGCAAUCCAAUGCUAUUUGAGGCCAAAUGUGCGAAAUCGCACCAUCGCAUAAUAUCAGAAGCCCUGCAAAGAGCAAUUAAACUGAGUUUUGCAGCUCUCUUUUAUAGGAACAUUCCAGAAAACUACAAGGUUCUCUUUCUACAAGGUGGAGGCACAGGACAGUUUGCUGCAGUUCCUUUGAACUUAGGAAAAGGUUUGUAAAUUUGACAAGAUUUUUUAAGACUUGGAAGAGGGAGGUUAAGCAGGGGUUCUUUUUGGGUCCACUGACUAAGGCACGUCAAUCUCUUAUCAUUGAUUAAGCCAACAGGCUCAGGCAAACUGUGCCUGUUUAAAAAAUUACCAUUUAUUUUCUUUAUUACUAUUGUGCCUAUUUUUUUAAUUUCAUUCUAUUUUAUUUUUUAACCCUCGACUCUUUCAGGUAUGCACAUGCGUACCGUGUGUACAGGCUAUGCGUCUGUUAGUUCUUAGUACAUUAGUAAAAUAAUGAUCCUUUGUAACUUUUAGAGGGGGGAUCUGCUGAUUACAUUGUUACCGGAGCUUGGUCUGCAAAGGCUGCAAAGGAGGUGAAAAUAUCAUUUGGUUAAAUGUAAUUUAACUAAGUUAACCACCACGAGCUUAGCGGUCAAGCGGUUCACAAGCGUAGCGGUCAAGCAAUUCACAAGCAUAGCGGUCAAGCGGUUCACAAGCUUAGCAGUUGAGCGGUCCACAAGUUAAGCGGUCUAGCGGUCCACAAGCUUAGCGGUCAAGCGGUCUACAAGCUUAGCGGUCAAGCGGCCCACGAGCGUAGCGGGCAUCCAGCGGUCAAUCCCAUAAGUGCAGGCUCACAUGGUGUGUGGUAGCUUUGUACAUGGCUAGGAUCUGCAAGUUGUUCAUCGAGCGUUUGUGCAGUGGUCUGUGGAGCGGUUCAUUUAGCGUCUUCCCCCCCUCCCAUCCCUAUUUUUCUUCCUUCCACUGUUUGAUCAGUGUGACGGGUGCCUGGAAUGGGGGCUCAUGGCUGGGUUGCGGGGAUUUGCCAGCCAUGGGGGCAGCUUUUCUAUCUAGGGGCUGGCUGGCCACAGUGGAAGCCCCUGGGUAUCCCAGGCACCCACCUUCCACUGAAGCGAGGCAGUUGGUUAACUUUCCUUUAUCGUCACACAGUAUAGGACAAGGGACAUUUUAUACUAGUACACUGUAGUUUCUUUGGUAUGAAUGCAACAUGCUAAUGUGUAUUUUAUUAGUAAUUUUACUAGCAAUUAUUUUAAUUGCUCGCUAAGUGAUCCUAUGCUUGAAGUGAGAUUUUGAGUAACUUAUGCCUGGAAAAUCAUAGAUAUAUUUUCUAAGUGGGACUCUGAGAUUUCUGCCACCAUAUACUGGUGAAUAUUGUUAUGUCUUUCUCUCUCUCUCUCUCUCUCUCUCUCUUUAAACUGGAUACAUUACUAAAAAAUAAACAGAAACUGGACAUGUACAAUUGUAAUAAUCAAAAGGGGGAGGGUUUGAUAGACGGGUUUGAGUAAACAUCCUCUCACUCUAAUCCAAACCCAAAUUUUAAGACCUUCCAUUGCACCUGCAAAUCAAACCCAGUUCCACAAAUUAUCCUGUUAACACAAACAGGCCACUAGAUAUUCUAAGAGAAGGUUCUUGAAAAGUUCUUAUGAAAGGAUACUCAACUUUAGCAAGAAAGUUAAACUAGAAAUACCAGAGGGGUGAACAUCAGAUUUCCCAAAAAAACAUAGAAUGCAUUUAGGUACUUGUAUUGUAAUUAUUGUGUAUAAUUUGUAAUUAUUGUAUAUAAUUACAUCACUUUAAAAUUUCGUUUUAGGCAGAGAAGUAUCUGAAAGUGAAUCCAGUUUUCAAGAAGCUUGACAAAUAUGACAGUAUGUAUUUAUUUAUUCUUCCUAACAAUGACUGUCAUCUAAGUAGAGAAUUUUGACAAGUUGUCUACCUACAACCAGGCAAUAUUUAAACAGUGAACCUUCAAUGGUCCUCAAGGCUGCUGCCUAACGGGUGUCUGGUCGCCAUUGGCGCCUACGAUCAGCCCGAAUGGGUGCCCAAGAUUUAUGAUUCUUAGGCCAUCUUCUGGUGAAUGAACAACAAAAUUCCCUGCUCAUUCUGCACUUUUGAAACGAAAAUGUAAAACGUUUGGUCGUCAGCCAUAGGUAAUUUCUGCCCAUAAAAAGUAAACAUUCCUAUCUUGCUGUGAACAGAAGCGGUACACUCGGAGAGUUCUUUUAUCACUUAUUCAGCGUUAUCUACACCUCUUUUUAUUUAUUGCCGUAUGUUUGUGGUAAUCAGGGGCACCCAAUGACAGUUUCCUCCUAAAUACAUUGAAAACACUUUUUAGGCUAUCCAAAGUAAUUUAGAGCUCUAGAAUUUAAGCAUUCUAAGCGGCACUAUACUAUUUGUAUUUGUUCGGUCAUCCUAGGGAACUUAAGUCUUUUCGAAAUUUUAAGGGCUUGAGUUGGCUUGAGUAUUCAUUUCCGGAAAAUUUUAGAUGAAAUUUGAAGUAUUACGAAAGUGAGACAUUUUCUAAUUCCUCUCUCAAUCACAUUUUUGAAUCCAGAAAUUUUAGGUUUCCUUUUUAAUUAGAAAAUUAGCCUACCUUUGGAAGUAAAAUGCAAAAAUUAAACUUCAUAAAAUCACAGGGAAUUUAUUAGAUAAGCCUUCGAAAAUUGCACAUGAAUAUGGAACAGUCAUCUUGAAAUUUUUAGCGGUCCUCAAGUAAUAGAAAAUUCUAGGCAAUAUUUGCUUCUCCAAACAGAUAUUUUACAGAAAACAGUCACUGGGUGCCCCUGGUUGAUAAUUGAAAGGCUUGCAAACACAUUGAUUCACAGCGGCUAUUCAAGAUCAUGUUUCCAUCUCUUUUUAAUUUACACCGUCAGGUGCAACGCACCUAAAUACAGUAAAUGCAUACCUCCUACCUUCACAAUAUAAAAACAGUUGUGAUAGUUCAAAAGAUAGACUUGUUACAAAAAUACUUGGUCAAUUUCCAAACUUCAAGAUCAAAAACCUUUUGUUGGUCCUUUUUUUAUCGCCUAAAAAGUUUUUAUUUUAGGAGCCCAAAGGACUCCCAAAAAAUUUUCUUAGGCUGCAACCUUGCCUGGGGACUUGGUGUAGCAAGUAGUGGGACAAACAGGUUAAGUGUGAUGUGAGAUGUCAAUUUGAAAGACCAAAAGCAGAAUACAGAGUAUACUUAUGAGAAUUAAAAUUCAUUUUUCAGCAUUUUUCUUAUUCACUUUGUGCAAAUUGCAAAUUAAAUUUUCUUGUCCAUUCAGUGCUAUUUGUGUAGUUACUUUUUUGUACUUUCACUCUAAAGUCGAUAGUUAUGCCGAUGGAGUGAUGCAUUUUUACUUCAAAAUUUUUGGUUGGUGUAUGAUUCAAGGUUGAUUUAUUUUGGACUUAUAUUUUAAGACUUAAUAGGUUGACUUACACUGGUAAAAACAGUAUGCCAUGAUCUUGCUCCACGUGACCUGGUUUUCUUUGUUACAGGAAUACCCCCACAAACAGAGUGGAAUUUAGAUCCAAAUGCUUCAUAUGUCUACUACUGUGCCAAUGAAACAGUUCAUGGUAUGUUCAUUGAUCAUAUUUCUUUUGAUUGUCGCGAGAUGUUAUAUUCAUUUUGUGAAGGAAGCAUUAAGAUGGAUUGCUCGGCGACAUUUCCAGAGACUACACAAAGUACAUAUAUGAAUAUUUCUCAAGAAAAGCCCCACGGACUAGCAUUGUCUAUCUUGGGGAUCACGUUUGCCAUGUGCACUGUAGUUUGUGGCAUAAACAGUGUGCAUUGUAAUCUAAUGAAAUAAGAACACAACUGGGAGUGCAUUUAUUUCAUUUGUUUUUCUACACCGUUAUUUAUUUUUGUUUUGCAUCAUGAUACAUUGUUCUCUACAGGAGUAGAGUUUGAUUUUGUCCCAGAGACAAAUGGAGUUCCACUUGUUUGUGACAUGUCUUCAAACUUCUUGUCAAGGCCUGUCGAUGUUAGCAAGGUAAAGUUUUUCAAAGUAACCUACUACAGUGCAAUCCAUGCAUGUAGUAAAGGCGUGAUGGGAAUGCAAAUUUUUAAUGAAUGAUGAUGAUUAUUAUUUUUGUUAAUGCUGUUCUUGUUUUUGUUAGAGUGUAUUAGUAUUCAGACCCAAUUUUUAGGCGUUCAACCUCAUCUGAUCCUAGUUUACCCUUUUUUUAGUACGGUCUGAUCUAUGCAGGAGCUCAAAAGAAUGUUGGGUGUGCUGGUGUGACUGUUGUCAUAGGUAAGGCUGUGUGAUUUCUUAUGUUUGCUAUUCAAGGCUUUUAUUAUUUUAUUUUUAUUUUUUCAUUUUUGUGCCUCUAAAUUUUAAGGCACUGCUAUCCGCAGCUCUGUAAUUAUAGCUGUUAUUAAUUUGCAGCUAGAGAAGAUCUGAUAAGCAGCCCUUCACCACAAUGUCCAGUUGUCUUUGACUACAAGGUACUUUGUUUCCAGCUGUUUUCAUUUACCAGCUAGUAUAUACCCUUUAAGCCCUAAGAGUGAUCAGCAUCAAAUUUCUCCUUGUUAUAUAAAUGCUUUGUAAAACAGAGUGGUCAUGAGAAUUACGGACAUGAUCACACAAGAUGAAUUUGCUUGAUAUUUUGUCAACUUCUCCCCACUACUUCUGUAGGAAAUGAAUAAAGGAAACAAAGGAGAACUCAAAUUAUUUUUCUCUUGGGGUUUAAAGGGUCAAAUUUUCCCUAUUAUCAGCACUGAAGAAGUACUGUUGAUUAUGAAAUUGUUCCACUACAGUCAUAGAAUGAGGACACAAAGUUAUUAUUACUUAAGGUUGUGUUUUCUUGACAGGUUCAAGCUGGCAUGAACUCGUUGUACAACACACCGCCAACAUACAGUAUUUACAUCAUGGGCCUUGUAUUCAAGUGGCUUAAAAGGAUUGGAGGAAUUUCAGGUGCUGUUAGUUUACCCACCUUGCAGACCAAACCAACAUGUACACAUAUGGACCUAGUUUAGUGUCUAGUGGCCGUAGCUCCUGUAGUGUAGUGGUAAAGCAUCUGGAUUAGUAACCAGAAUAUCAAAGGUUUUGAUUCCUGUUGAGAGUACUGGGAUUGUUUGAGCCUCUUGUGUCACUGACUGAAAAAACAUCUUUCUUAUGACACCCACAAAGUACAGAUUUCUCUGUCAGACAUCUCUUGGUAUAUCCCAGAGAGACUUAGUGCACCAUGCCCAUGGCACAACAUUAAGCUGAUUUAGCAACAGAACCGGAAAGUUAGUUGAUGACGGCGCGUGCAAAUCAAACAACUGGCUUGACCAAUGGCAGAGCGGCAAAUUGAGCACCAGAAGUCGUGUUUAGUCCUUUCCGCAUGCUUUCCCUUCAUUAACUGAUGUUCCCGUCCUGUUGCUAAAUCAGCCUAUUAUUUUGUCUUGGCAGCUGCUCUUGUUUAAUUUGGUUGAGCAACACUCAAGAGCAAAAGUUAGAUAUCAGGGGCUGCCAGAGCAUAGUUUUGCACUUUAUUCACACUUUGCUUUUAGAUUUGUUGCCUGGCAAAACAAAAGAAAUAACAAAUUACACAUAUAUUUUUAAUGCUUCAUUAAAGACACACUGGUUGCAAUUCAAUGUUCACAGCUUGAUGUACCGAAUUUUUUCAAUCUAUAGAAAUAAACAGAAUUAACCAAAUGAAGGCCGAUCUUCUGUAUGAUCUAAUAGACACUUCAGAUGGCUUCUACUGGUAAGAAUAUUAACAACAUCUUUUAUGAAAUAAAAUGAAAACAGAAAUCAAAAUGAAAUGACAACCUUUUCACCAUUACACUGCUAAGCAAGGUUUUGUCAAAAAAGGAAUUGUCCGUGGCAGAGGAAAAGAGAAAGGUGAUUUAAAGAAAAAAGUUUGAACUGAAGAUGACAGAUAUUCCUUUGCAGCAAAAGUUGACAAAUUAAUGAUCCUCACUGUUUAAUUAUUGUAAGAACUUCGGAUUUCUUCAAGAAACUUGAAUAUUGGCUAUAAUGUCACUGUUACUCUGCAAAUGAUAAUCAGGUCAUAGAAAUAUAAGAAAAUGACGUCUAAAAACAAAUUAUCUUUAUUUGAACAAGCUUCAGACUUCAUAAGUGCCAUUAGAAAUGCCUUAUGUCAAUGCUAAAAGGUCGUGGUAAAUUUUUUCGUGUUUUUUAAUUUUGUUAUUAUUUGUACCCCCUCAGAGCUGCAAUUAACUGUUGGUCAAUGUCUGACAAAAUCCUACCUACAGUCAGUUAGACAUGAUAACCAGACAGAUCAAAUACGCAAGACUAUCAUUUUGUAGCCGAUCAUGAAGAUUUGUGUAGUAAUUGUAGAAGUUGAAGGACAAACUAAUAUUAGCCUGACGACAAUGUUUAUGAUUUGUCCAACUAAAAUGGUGACCUGGUUGGGCUUUCUAAAAAGGAAAAGAACUUGAGGGCGUGAGUUUUCAAAGUUUAAUUCACCCGUGUUAUUGCACCGUAUAUUCGCAGAUGAUUAUUUAUUACUAAAUUAUUUCUGUGUAGCGGCACAGUGGAGAAAAAGAGCAGAUCAAGAAUGAAUGCUCCUCUAAGAAUUUCCAGCCCUGGAGGUGACCAAGAACUAGAGAAGAAAUUUGUUGAGGAAGCUGCUGCUCAAAACAUGAUUCAGCUCAAGGGCCACAGGUCAGUU
Messenger RNA from Porites lobata, 66981 nucleotides. The record is from the annotation of a GenBank genome assembly. Lineage: Eukaryota; Metazoa; Cnidaria; Anthozoa; Scleractinia; Poritidae.